Molecule: messenger RNA, 68690 nt
Organism: Podarcis lilfordi (Lilford's wall lizard)
Lineage: Eukaryota; Metazoa; Chordata; Lepidosauria; Squamata; Lacertidae
Source: the annotation of a GenBank genome assembly
CAGUAGGGGAAGAGGGUCGGCCGCCGAGGGGGUCGCUGCUCGCUCUCUGCUGGCGCGGAGGCUCGCUCGCUCGCCGUCCCCGGAGGCGCCCUCCUUCUUCUUCGCCGCCGCCGCGUUUCCGCUCGACAUGCGCGGCUUCGGCGUGCGCUGAUUUCCCGCGAGGGGUAGAGCCGCCGAGCGAGGAACCAGGCAGGCGCUGCUGCUGCCUCCAAUGUGGGGAUCGCCGUCCGACGAGAGCACCUGGGCAGCUUCGUGGCCGGAGUCCUUCUCGUCGAGGGUGAGUCUGUGCUGCAGCAGAGACAGAGAGAGGGGGAAAAAAACGGAAUUGCUUUCUGUGGUGUGGGGCGCUUUAUGCAGAAUCCCUCAAAGGAGGUCGCAGGAUCGCCCCCCCCCGCCCUCUUAGCAUCUCCUGCCACUCUCCAAGAAAAGUCCCCAGAAACUGGUUACUGGAAUAGGAAAUGUAGCUAAAACAAGCAACUCGCCCCCUCCACAGACCUUUAACUUCUACCAGUGAUCAUCAUCUUUUCAGAUUUCUCAGUGGUAAGUUUUAGGCUGAGGGGCUUUAACCCCCCCCCAAUUUACUUAAGAGUAAAUCCCACUGUUUGUUUAAAAAAUGUUUUAAUUGAAGAUUUUCUUGGGUGACAAAAGUGCCAUCGUCUCUGUUUUCAGGUCAUAAAGUCCUUUCUACAGAUCGGUUAUCUUCGAUGUGAGACGUUAAUGUUGUAUAUAGUUUAAGUUUGGGGGAGAAGAGAGGUGGGGUAAACCCCACUGUGGACUGCGUCUUGCGUGGAAUGUUACUUCGCCUCUUUUAUAUACGUGCAUUUUGAUUCGGGCUUGUCAAGGUGAAUUACGGAACCGAGAAACGGAGUACUAGUUAACUCUCAUUGGGGUAGAAUAGCGAGAGAGUGCUCUCCUUUCUCGGUGUAAGGGAUACAGUAUUCAGUUCAACCCGCCGUUGCUUAUCUUUGGAAAAAGGUGAGUGCUUUAGGGUUGAACCCCCUAACGCCGCAGACAGUCCACUUUUGCAGGGAGUAAGCCCCUUUGAACUCGGUGGAGCCUACUUUUGAGUAAGCACCCAUAGACUUGGAUCUGCAAGAAGAAAGGGCUACAGUAUGCAUGCAUUGGUGUGUGGGUGUGCAAACCCAGAAUUUGGAGGGUUUUGCUUGCAGAAGAAUCAUGUCCAGAAUGGGGUUGGUGCAACUUUUUGCUGUAACUUUCUCAAGCAGCUUUUAAUUUUUAACUUUGCAUGGCUAUGCCUUCUUCAUGCCCCCCCCAACCACCACGAAGAAAUAUAAGUAUCAGGAAUGGAACAUAGCAUUAGGAACUAGUGAAACUGUUUAUUAUAUCAAGGUCAGGGUAUGUGUGUAAUUAAAUCUCUUUGCACUUUUUUAUUUAAAAAAAAGAAGCUAUAUUUAUCUCUUAUGCCCAUAGCAAUAAGCUGUUUUGCUGCGAUCAAAAGGAUGCGUUUAAAGAGCACGCAGCCAGUGUGGCAGUUGCUACGGAAUAUCUGCCACUUUAUAUAUUUAUUUAUACAGUCCAUGCAAGGAAAGCUCCCAUCUGUCUUUCUAGCAGCGGGCCAUGGCUAUAGAUGGGUGUGAGUUUCAGGGAGUCUGCCUGAAUCAGGCUCCAGAUGUGUGAGCUCAGCUGUUGUCUGUCACUUGGGUGACAACUGGCUCCCCCCCCCCCAAUACAAGCAAGGCUUUGCUUUCUCCAUUAUCCUCAGUCAAGUGUCAAUGUUUCAACUCCCUCCUAUUAUUUUGUAUAUACAGGGCAGCCCCGCGGGAGUUCGUUUGGCGAUCCCUAACAAUAUGUCUGGGUCUUGGUUCUUUAAAGUUGUAAAGGGAUGGGAGGAACAUUUUUAACUCUUGAAGGUGAAAACCAUCUAAAAUUCAGUUUUUAAGGUACAGCGUUAGCCUUCGCUACUUUACUUAGAAAGUGCAACGAACAUUAAUCUCCCCUCCCCUUUCCAGACAACAUUGAGCCUUAGCUUGGAAAUCUAAAACUUAAAGCAGUAACCAUUUAUUUUGGCUGACUUGGCUGGGGGGGGGGCACUCAUCUUAAGGUGUAUAUGUGGCUAUGUUUGGGCCUAGCUCAGAAAUCUGUCACUGUUCCCACAGCUGGGGGUUAAGGAAAACAAAAUAAAGCUCUUUUUUGUACUAGCUUUAGUGUUUUUAAAUGCCAUCAACUGGGAAGCUUGAAGCACAGUGGGGAAGAUUUUACAACUCCCAGCGCAAUCUUGAUGCAGAAGAUUUAAAGGCUCGCCCUGUGUAUUUCCCACAUACUAAAACAAAAAGGUGACAAAAAUAAAUGGCUAUCAUGCCUUUUUCUAUAGCUUGAGGUGUGAUUGAGAACACUGACCUUUAGCUAGCUGUUUCCCCACCCACUUUGCCUGCAGCAAAUUUAGCGGAAUCUAGGUUUUUAAGAUUCAUUUGGCUCUGCCAUUUCCCAAGUAUUUCAGUUCAUGUAGAAGGUUCUGUUUUCAGUUGCUCACUCAAGGAAUUGUUUAGUCUUUAUUGAUGCUUAAGUUUUAAAAGUAAAUACUCCAGCAACAGACAUGGAUUUCCCCCCCUGUUUUUUUUCCUAGCAAAAGCUGGUAGAAAGUUAAAAACAAUUACAGCUUGAUCCUGUGAAUGUUUACUUGGAAAAAGUUCCACUGCACUAAAGGGGGCCUCAUGACUGUGUAAGCCUAAAGCUGUAAUCCUGGGCGUCUUUAGUUGGGAAUGAGUCCCAUCAAACUCUGUAAGACAUAAACUUCCAAGUUAACUUUGCUUAGGAUCACAAUGCAAGUUGUAGAUUUUUUAAUUUGGGAGCUACAUGGCUAUUUUCUCUUUGUAUUCACAGAUAUUGUAGUUGGGUCAGCCUUAGUUACCUAGGCAAACUUUAACAUCAGCUGGGUGGUGGAGGAAACCUUACAGGGUUAAUAGCUGAGCUAUUAAGAUUGAAGUCAGAUGUGGCUAAAAGCAACAGGGGAGUCUGGAUUUCCCUAAUAUCCUGUAGUAUAACUGAAAAGGUAAUUGUAUUUUAAAGGUUUUUUUUCUUUAAUCCACACUGUUUCUAUUUAGGACUUUAAAAAAGAAAAGCUAAAUGGAACCCCAAAAUGCUUUAAUUCAGUGGUAAACUGAGAAUUAGGUGAAGAUGAGAUUUUAAAAUCAUGCAGUAUGUGAAGAUUUUGCACAGAAAUGAAAGUAAUCCCAGAAUUUUCUUGUUUAAAUGACAAAGUUUGCCACUAUGGAAAAAUAGGAUGUAGAAUUGUUACAUCCACGUGAGUAGAAAAUGUUAUUAGAGAGUAUUGAUAAUAAAAUGUUUAAUCGAGAACAUUAUACUUGUCAGAGAUGUUGAAAUAUUUUGUUUCUUGCUGGUUGGAUAACUGAGGCGUACUUUGGCGAAACAAAUGCUUCUCCCUUGGUUGUUAACUGUUUGGUCUGUCUCCCCCUAUCGUCUGAGAAAAUCCAUGGGUUUAGUGUAUCUUAAGUACAUUGGAAUCUCUUAUUUGCUCAUAACUGGCAUGGGGACUCUGGGGAGUUUUAACUCUGGGGGAAAGAGGGCCUUGUGGUAAUUGUGCAUGAACCUCAGCUCAUUGCUGUACACAUGUGCUUGACUGAGCAACAGUCACCAAAUGUCAUGGGUAACCAACAGGGCGUCUUUCAUGUGUUGUGGGAUUCCAACUCCCAUCAGCCGCAACCUGCAUGGCCAAUGGCAAAGGGUGAUGGAAGUUGUCAUCCCGCAACAUCUGUAGGGCACCAUGUUUGCUACCCCUGCCAUAUGCAGUAGGAAUGACUUCAUUUGCAUCAGCAGCUUCACAUGAAAAAUAAAAAAAAAAGGAAUUGGGCUAACACAUACUCUGCCUUCAGUAGAAAACUAAGGUACUGAAAGUGACUCAAAGGCCUAUGCCACACGUAGACCUGCCACCCUCUGCAGUAGGGUCGACAUUUUCCAAUAGUGGUAUGGGAGUCAGCAACAGAGAAAUUCAAACCCCAACCUGACAUCCUGGAGGGGCUUUGGAUGUUGUGGAGACAUCCCUGCUGCUUGAGGGCCUCUGCCACAGCGAAAAGCCCCACUGUGCCCACUGAAAGUAUGGGCAGGCAGAACUAAUGCCAGCUCAAACCCCUGAAAUGAGGUGUUCUUGGGGAAGAGGUAGAGCUGAACCAGCCAAGGAUCUCCUGAAUCCUAAGUCAGUCUAGCUACUGGUGAUGGGCCCAGUUCUGGCAUAGCCACUCCAAAAUGGAGGGGAAUACCUACUAUCCUCUGCCUUGACCAGUGUGAGCAACAGAGCUUUGGGUGUAGUGGUGGCCUCUCUAGUUCAUUCGACCAUGCUGCUCCCCAGCCAGAAGUUGGGUUUGCUAUUUCACAUUAUGCCUGUGAACAAACAUAACAAUUUGUACCUGACUAAUGGCUGUGGCAAGGGAAAAGGAGGUAAACUUUGGAUGCAAAAGGCAGUAUAUAGCUUUUUCUGGUUAGGUUGUCUGCAAUCUUAGAGAAGUGGGGGACCUUUAGCCCUCCAUAAGUUACUGAACUACAGCUCCCAUCAGCCCUAGUAAGCAUAGCCAAUGGCUAGGUAUGAUGGGAGUUGUAGUUUAGCAAGAUCUAGAGGGCCAAAGAUUUCCCAAGCCUACCCAGAGAGCUGCUACCAUUCAUUGUAGGCAAUACUGAGCUAGAAGAACCAGUGGUCUGACUUGGUAUAAGGAAUGUUCUGUGUUUUGGUGAGCAUAUCUAGUCUCACCAUUUGACCAAAAUGAUUGUAAUCCUAAAACUAAACUGUAGCUUGUGAUUAUUAUUAAUUUUUGGUCUUAUUGUGCCUUGAUAUGAAUGAGCCUUUUGCCUGCUCUCCAUUUUGUCUGAACCAAGUAACUUUGCCUACCAGGUUUGGAACCAUCCAGAUUCCUAAACCAGCUGUAGACUGUGGUUUAGAUUUCAGUGUUACUCUGAAGCAGUUGACCAUAGCUAUGGUCAGAGGUUUCCUGGUUUAAACACAUGUGUAGUGGAAAGGCUUGUCCAUGUCUCAGUUUAAUAAGCAGAACUGUGCUUGUCUGAAUGCAACCAAAUACUUGGCUAGUUGCUUCACAUCACAUUUUCAGGGCCCCUUAACGCUAGUGACAUACAGCCAUUCCAAUUUCUAGAUAACAUAUCAGGGUAUAUGUGUGUGUGCUUGCCCUUUUCUCACCUUUUAUUGUCUUUGCUAUCUACCGUCUUUGUUUACUUUUUAUCUUAGCCAGACCGACUUAUCAUUCCCCUCACAGUGAUUAUUACCUCUUCCUUCUCAGAAGUUGGAAUAUUCACAGAUGUUCUGUGACACUACAACACUAUUAAGGCACUAGUGUUAUGAGAUGUACUUGUGGCAUCAUUUUAAGAUUAAGUUUUGAACAAUAAGGCUAAUGUUAGCAGUUGCUUUGACGAUGGACCCUAGAGGCUCGUUCAUGUAUAAUUUGUCAUUGUUUCCAAACAAACUUUCAGUAGCAAAUAUUGUGGGAUAGCUGUUGGAUAUGUGUUCUCUAAAUCUGAACAGAAUUUAACCAUGUGAAACAAUUUGUGUAAGGCUUUUAUGUAAGGCCAAGUUUGUUAACUCGGCCAGCUUUAAUUGUUCGGUUUAAUGGAAAAGGUAACCUGAAGUUACCUGUUUGGGGCAUCAGUCUUCUAGGUAUACAGGUGAGUUACCUUCCCCCACUUGCGUAUGGGUUUGCCAUAACAGGAACUGGAGGGAGGGAGUUUCUUUUCUUCAUCAAGCUGAAGAAUGGUGAGAAGCAACAUGUUUUACAACUUAUAGCACACUGAUGUCAUGACAUUUCUGGCAGCAGUACUCAGACUAAUCAGAUCAUUUUCCUCCUUGCCAAAAUGACAGUCUUUCCAGAUGCGGUUUCCUUCAUUCUUGGUCCAUUGUCAAAGGGUAUUUCCAGUUCUUGAGAUAAAUUUCUCAAGGGCCCUGUAAUAACUCUUAACUUUGUUUUUCUAUUAUAUUCAUGUUUAGACUUUGUUCUAACUGAAUUAAUUAUCUUAGGAAGACUCCAGGAACAUGGUAUGACCAUGCAGUGUGUAUUCAUUACAGCUUUUUUUUAUCUGCAGACAGAUUUCCCACAAUAUGCACAGUAAUUAAGAUGCAUCAGCCCAUUCAAACACUUAAAGCUGUCUUUAAUAAUAAUAAUAAUAAAAUGCUACAAAGGUGCUGUCAUUUACCACUUUCUCUUCCCACUUUCCCCCUUCUCGCUUUUUUGGGGAGACGCAACAUUGACUACAAGUCCUCACAGACUUAAAUGUACUUGAACACAUUUAAAUGUCUGGCUCAAGUGCAACUAACUGUUGGAUUGUGGCCAUAAUUUGAAUUACUGAUGACCAAAGGCACGAUAAUACCAUAAAGUUAACCUGCAGGAUAUUUCCCAACAAACUUUGCUGGUUCUUAAAAAUUAUUUUCUUAGAACACUUCUCUUUUGCUGACCAAGCUGUUUAGAGGCUGGAGUUAUCUACCCAGAAGCCCCUCUCCAUGCUGACACUGCAAGCAGCAGUGAAGAGUUUAUGUGCUGUAGUGGUUAAGAGACUUAGCUGCAAAUAAGGAAAUCCCUGGUUUGGAUUUUGCCUCUGCCAUAUACUCACUAGAUGGCCUUUGACAAGGUACCCUCAGUCUCGUAUUGGCAGUAUAGAAAUAAUACUAUUUUUACUUACUUUGCAGGGUUGUUGUAAAUUGGAUAAUCCAUAUAAAGCACUGUGAACAGUUGACAAUGCAGCUAUUGGCAGGUUACUUUGUCAAAAUAAAAGGAGAUGCCCCACAGGUUUCCUUGCCACUUCUUAUUCUGGGAUGGCACUUGCAGAUUACAGUCAUACCUUGGAAAUUGAACGGAAUCUGUUCUGGAAGUCCGUUCAACUUCCAAACGUUCAGAAACCAAGGCAUAGCUUCUGAUUGGCUGCAGGCAGUUCCUGCGGCCAAUGGGAAGCCCCGUUAGACAUUCGAGUUCCAAAGAACGUUCGCAAACCGGAACACUCACUCCUGGGUUUUUGAUAUUCGGGAGCCAAAAUGUCCAAGUGCCAAGGCGUUUGGGAUCUAAGGUACAACUGUAUUCCCUGCCCAGACAAAAAAACCCCACACAUGAAAUACCUGUGCUUUUCUUCUAAGCUGGUAAUGACUCUCCCAACACCUAAUUUGAAGACUUUCAGAAGCUUCUGGAAUGAUCUUUCUUCUGAUGUUAGAUGGAAUGUCUUCUGGUGCAGGCUUCUAACUUAAUGCAGGUCAGGCCAGAGGCAAGAUGAAGUCCAUUACCUGUCAGUUGGCUAUGUCUGCUUGAAAUACAUGCAUUAAAUCUUGCCAUCAAAGGUAUGGAAGCUUUUUGAGCUGCUCUGCUCUGUUCUACCUCACUUUACUGCCCUUCUCUUGGUCUGUAAGCCAGAAUGUCUGGGAUAUGCCCAGGAAUGCAAGCAAAUCUAUGAAGACAUUAGCAUGCUUAUAUUGCAUUCAGCUGUGCCUUAAAAAAAGAAAAAGAAAGAAAGAACAUGAGCUGCAGAUCUCUCACUUUACAGUUGUGGUCUUUGCCUUCAGUAACAACUCUUGUUUUGAACUACUGCCAAUUAUGCACAAUAUUGGCAGCCUGAAGCAGCUGUGUAUUUAAAAAAAGAUAGCUUCUCUAACAACCUUCAGAGAAUGCAAUUGUGAUUGUAUUUAAUUUAAAUAGGAUUCUUGGUUUCCUGUUACUUCCUUCUUUUUUUGGUAAGCAACUUUCCCAAUAGCUCCAAUGGGCAACAUCCAACUUAAAGCCCAUUGCUUUCUGUGGGUCCAUUAAUGAAUCUGACAUAGUGUUAGAUAUCACCCAUUGCUUUUUAAAUCUUACAGAAAAUGGCCCCACGAUGCCCAUUUGCUGUAAGACUUGUUGAAACUAAGGACAGAUCUACCGGUAAUAGAGGGAAACCCAUGUCUUUAAACACCUGCUGUAAAAGUGAUUUUUCAAGCAGAGGAUAGGACUUAAAAGUUAUAUUAGUCUAAAGUAUUUGAUGCUUUUUUUUCCUAAACAAGAGACUGGGAUAUACCCAUAUGAGAUAAGUGAGGUUUGUGUGUAAAUAAAAGUUCUGGAAGGUAUUCAUUGACUGCUGCAAAACUGCAGUGUCAUUCUCAUACUGAAUUUAGGCAGCAAUCCAAGCCAUGGUUAAGGAAGCUUGAUGUGAAGUCUGAUUUACAGCAGACCAUGGUUGUGAUCUAUCAACAAAGCAGAACUGGGUACUGUAAGUUGAGAUGUGUUUGCAAACCAUGGUUUGGCAUUACAUCUCAAUUGAGAAACUGUUAUGGCUCCUGUUCCACCUGCUAACAGCCUCUGCACCUAGACAAUUCACCUUGAUUCCACCAGUAGUACUUUCAGUGGCCUCUUCAAUGUGGAGUUCAUAACUACUGGAAAAGAGGGGCAACACAGCUCAUUUAGAUGCAUAAUUAAGACUUUUUAAUUUAGCAGAACCUUUUCAGAAUGAAAGUUUAAUUAUUGUCUUGUAGUACUGAAUUGUAAUUUUAACUCUGUUAGUUUUGAUGUAUCUUUUAUAUUCUAUUUAAUUACCUGUGCCCCGAAGAACUAUAGUUGAUAAUAGGUAUAACUCUAGGGAUGGAAGGAAGAGACAAAAGUGUGGAAACAUAGCAUGGCAGGCAUGUAGACUCUAGAGUUUGUCCUGGCCUUCUAUUCCUAUUGCCAUGGACUUUUUAACCAGAUCUGUAGUUAUGCUAAGAUAGCAGACCUCAUAGGUUCAGUGAGUCUUCUGGAAAGUUAAGUAUGUGCUGGAUUGCAGUGCUAACUGGAAUAGCGGCCAAUCCUUCCAACAAGCCAAGCUUCUUGCCUUCUGAGACUUUGAUGGGCUUUGGAGGAUAAAUAUCUGAAGUCCAAGAAUAGAAACGAGAGACAGGCCCUUGCUCAGCACCUGUGAUCUGCAGCAGAAGUAUCCAGCCAAUCCAGUUAGCUCUAGCCAAUGCCAGCCCUUCAUCUGUUCGAGAGCUUAGCUUCUCUUUGUUUCAGCCAAAAAUGCUUAGUAUGGCUUAUUGGUGGUUUCGAUGACCUGCAUGUCUAGAACAUUUUCGUUUUGUUUAAAUCGGGACAUUCGUAAGAUUGAUUAUGGUCCACUGAUGUUCUGAUGGUCGGCCCAGUUAGUACCUGCUGGUUCCUAAGAUUUCUGUAAGGAGUGUUGGAUUAAGUGGAGCCUCUUAAGAGGCAAGAUACUUAUUAUGCUCAGAAGCAAGAGUGCAUGCCUGGGAUCCCUUAACGCUGAUUAGUUAUGCCUUGCCUGUUAAGAGUAGAUACUUGGGAUCUCUUGCUUUGUAAAAUUUGAAACACUUGGUGGACCACAGGGAAACAAUUGUUUUUUAAAAAAACAACCAAAGUAGCCCACACACAUCCAAAUGGGUCCUCCUCUUGCUUAUAUUACAUGCCCUCGAAGAAAUAAUUAAUGUGUCUGUGUCGACUUAUAAUAUACAUACUCAUUUCUAAAUGGAAUUAAGUUUGGCAUGAAACCCUGUCUUGUGUUUUCGCAGAUGUUUCCUGAAAUGUGUGGAUUGUGUAAUAAAACGUAAGAAUUUUGGAAGGCUUUCUGUUCCUUUUGUUUAUCAUGAUUAUCUUAUGGAGAACUUCAUUGUGAGAUCUUUCUGCCUGUGUUCAAGGCACAAAGAGAGGCUCUGAAGUGAUAAAUAUAGUUUUCAUUUAUGGCUGAUCACUGAAGUGAUUUAGAUCUUUGUUUCUUGUGCGUGUGGAAGAAAGGAAUAAUAUAAUAUUGUACAUUUGUUUGUUUUAGUAAAAUGUAAUCCUAUAAAUUCCUUUGUGCUCUUUCUGUAAGUCUAGACAGCUUGGUGGGCUAAAAGCCAACAAAACGUCCUUGCUCACUGCCCAGUGUGCUUGAAAGAACAAGACAACUGGCCGCCUAUGCUGGAAAUAAAUUCUUUAUUUACAAAAGAGGUUAAACCAGAAGCUGCUUUGCUCGGAAGAGUAAAGUCUUAACGGCUAAGAAGUCCAGAUCUCAAUAGGCUUCCCUUGUGCUUUCAAAAGGCUUGUUCUGAGCUCCUGAUUUAUUGGGGUGGCGAAUACUGUUGAAGAUCAAAUAAUGUUGCCAUAUCAUUGAUUGACACACUGUUCUAAUGCUUUGUGGUAGGUUGUUGAGAAAGCACUCCCAUACAAUCACGUCUCCAAGCUGGCUCUAACAACUACAAUAUAGAAAUUGCUGCCAACAUCCCUGGAUCACACUACUGACAACUGGGGGGAAAUGGGCAGGCAUACUCCUGGAGGAGAAAGACUUCUCCCAAACACUUCCAGCCUCUCCCUUUUUAAGGUUAGGCAUUGUAGCUCUGUGAGGGGGUAAAAACUACAAUUCCCAGAAUUCUUUUGGGGAAGUAAUGCCCUUGAAAUGCAUGGUGUGCUGCCAUUUCAGUGGUUUAUAACAUUGGAUCAUUUUUGGUCAGUCUUUCCACCUCCACCCUCUUUAGAUGAAAGCAGAGCUUUUGGUUGAAGCCAUCUAAAUACUGCUAAAGACACAUCUUGUUGAUGAAUAGUGAGGCUAAGCACAGGUAACCUUUUCUAGAUUUAGCCAGCAUUGUAAUCUUCCUCCCCCCAUAACAAUAAAAUGUAAUAAUAUAUUUAACAGACACACACACACAAAAUGGACUCUAUUACACUGUGGACUUGCAUUAAUUUGGAAUCCCUUUGACAUGUUGUGUUACCAUUUGGGACUGAGGUUUUGUCAGCACUGUAAUUGUUCUUGGCAUUAUUGUAUUUAUGGUCUCCUUAUGGAUUCAGUUGGUAAUGAGUAAUGUAAGAGCUGAUUAUCUAAAUUGUGGAGUCAGUCUUUUAGAAUUAGCAGUGCUUAUCGUCUGAUGCUCCUUGAUGUAACUAGGAGCAGUUAGGACUUUUCAGAGGCAUUUUGAAAUCCCAACCCUUGAAUUUAAAUGCUUUCUUUAUCUGGGCCCAGCUAAUAAUGUUGCAGUAAACCAGGCAUAGGCAAACUCAGCCCUCCAGAUGUUUUGAGACUACAAUUCCCACCAUCCCUGACCCCUGGUCCUGUUAGCUAGGGAUGAUGGGAUUUGUAGUCCCAAAACAUCUGGAGGGCUAAGUUUGUGCUUGCAGUAAACGGUGAUAGUGGGGAGCUGAACUCCCCACUUUUCAGCAUGCACUGACUACAAAUGGUUAGCUGUGCAGGCUCUCAAAGCUUGUGGAAGGAAGCUUCUUGGUUACCUCUUUAUGCUUGCUUGGAAGAUUUUCUUUGUUAAACCACAGUCCUGCAAAUGAUAGCUACACAAGGGAUCCUUGAUCAAAUUGUACUUCCACAGCAUAGAUGUUGCAACCCAACUCAAGAUGUUGUAAGCCUUUAUAAGGAAGUGCUUGAGUGCCAAUAUCUGUCUCUCUCAAAGAGUUGUAUACAGAAGUUUCCAUUCCUGCCCUGCACCACUGGAAAUAUGGUUGACCUCCAACUUGUGGAAAUCUGCUAACUGGUCACUACCAAGCUGGGCCUUGAAUAACUCAAGACAGAUAACUGCUAUGACAUAAGCUGUUGAAAAAAGAAAGAACCAUUAUUCAUUGUACAGUAUUUGUUAGCUGCUUUUCUUACAGAGGUCACUGAAAGUGACUUACCUUAAAACCAGUUAAGAAAUUGACAAUGAAUGCUAACACUCAAGAUACAGUAGUUGGCCUCAAAGUAAGACAUGUAGAAUCCAGGGAUAUGGAUAAGGAGUAAGAUCAUUUAGUCUUGGAGAGAGGUGGCUAUGUGAAUUAGACUGCCAUGAUGCACACAUAAAAUAGUUAAUGCAGGAGCAAGGCCAACACAAAGCAGUUUAUUUGCCUAACAAUGUUCUUUUUUACUCAUUAUUUUCUGCUUUCCUUUACCAUUGCACAUCAUCGGGUUACUAGAUAAGCUCCACGAGAUGGGUUUCUCAUAGUUCAGCUAUACCAGGGUUUCCCCAGUCUUUGGUCUCCUCCUGUUUUUUGGACUACAACUCCCAUCAUCCCUCGCUAGCAGGAGCAGAGGUCAGGGAUGAUGGGAACUGGAGUCCAAAAACAGCAGGAAGCCCAAGUUUGGGAAACCCUGAGCUAUACCAAUGAGACUGGGUGCAUCCUUAAAAUAAAUUUAAAAAGCCCUAAAAGUGUUACAUUUUUGUAUUUACAUUACAAAUCACACACUCUUGAAACUACAAAUGUAUCCAUAUAAUUAUGUAUUCAGUGUCUAUACUGUAUUGACUUGGCUGCGUAUGCAAUUCUAACUCUUUACACUGUAUCUAGAAAAUUCUGGGCUCAUAGUUUGCAUGAACUUUCAAGCUCCAGUUUGGGGAUUUUACAUUAACAGUAUGUGAGUACUACUUUGUAACUUUUUAAAAUGUCAUUUUGUUUGUAGGCCUGGCUCUUUAAAGGAAGUUCAACUAAUGGUGAUGAAGAAUUAAUCUUCCAGGGGGGGAAAACCUGUCUCAAUUUGCUGUCUCCAUACCGUCCGCCGCCUGCCCUUUCUAGCCACAAGUUUUUCCAUAAAUGGAAAACUUGUUCUUUUUUCUUUUUUUCAGACUCUCUCUGAAUAGUUAAUCCCGGGGAAGUGUCUGCUGAACAGCUACAUAAAAACCUCAGUAUUGCUACAAGUCUUGCUUGGAUACUGGUACAUGUGUACUUCUUGGCAAUAUAUGGAGGUACUUAAUUGGCAUCUGUGCUCAAAUCACUGACUCUGAUUAUACAGCAAUGCUGUAAAGAAAUAUCCACACUAGGUCUGAGUUUGUUUUCCCACCCCCAAACAGUCCCCUUAUUCAUCAGGAGCAAGCUCUUCACCGCUAGCUAGUGGAGUUUGAAAAACAACCACCCCUAAACAGGAUUCCCAACUGAAAUUUUUUCUUAGUUGAACAGUUCAAAAAAUAACUUCGCUCAAUUGGCUAAUCUGAAUCUGGGACAAAAAAAGGAUACAUAGAAAGAUUUCUCUCAGUUACUUGAAAUAAACUGGAUUACGCUGUACUUAACAGUGGCCAAUCAGAUGCCCAUGGGAAGAUUGCAAGCAAAAUCUGAAUGCAGCAGCAACCUCUCCACUUGUGAUUCUCAACAAAAUAAUAAUAAUAAUAAUAAUAAUAAUAAUAAUAAUAAAAUAAAUAAUUAAAUAAAUAAUUUAUUUAUUAUUUAUACCCUGCCCAUCUGGCUGGGUUUCCCCAGCCACUCUGGGUGGCUUCCAACAAAAUAUUCAAAUACAAUAGUCUAUUAAACAUUAAAAGCUUCCCUAAACAGGGCUGCCUUCAGAUGUCUUCUAAAAGUCUGGUAGUUGUUUUUCUCUUUGACAUCUGGUGGGAGGGCAUUCCACAGGGCGGGUGCCACUAUCGAGAAGGCCCUCUGCCUGGUUCCCUGUAACUUGGCUUCUUGCAGUGAGGGAACCGCCAGAAGGGCCUUUGCACUGGACCUCAGAGUCCGGGCAGAAUGAUGGGGGUGGAGACGCUCCUUCAGGUAUACUGGUAUUCAGAGAGAGAGUACUGAAUUACAUACCAUAUUCCAGGCAAUUAUUUCUUGAUAUUUUCUGAUUCUAUAUUAUAAACUAUUAUUUCCCUUAUUUGUAGAUUUUUAAAAUAAAAAUAAAAGCCUUACUCGUUCAGUUCCAAGAGAUUAGACCUGUUGCUGCUUGAUCUCUAGAAAGCUCAGUUUUUGCCAAUGCAAUGUGUUCUCACACUCUGAAACUUAUUGUGUUGAGAAAAAGCACAUGGUUCAGAAAUAGAUCUAGAAGUUGUUUGUAGGCAGUGGCUUGCUUCAUGUGACACCAUAAACUAUAGCUUAGCAGAACCGCAGAAGCAUCUCUGAGAGAAACUGAUCCACUUUGCUUUCCCCCAGUCUUUUUUUACUCCCAUUUUAGAUAAGCCAAGGUUUGGCUUACUGUAUCAUGCAAACCAGGCUAGUGAGGGGAAAUUUCAAGCUUUGCAAAAGGGAACUAACUUUGCCUUGUGCUGAAGUUUAAUACUGUAUAUCAGUCAAUAGCAUAAUUGCAAAUGGGUCAUUGGCAGUAGGGUUUAUUUUUGUAUGAACUCAUCAGAUUUCUAUGGAAAGGGUAAAUUUGGAUUAUAUGGCAAAAACGGGGCUGGCAUUUCAAUGACAGCAAUGACAUGUAUUUGCAAGAGCACCAAUCCCACCAUAAACUUGCCUUGGUGUUUGGUUUGUCCUCUCCCAUCACUGUUAGGCUGCCCUUGGAAAUGUUUAUUCAUGAGGAAGUACUUACAGCAAUCUCUACAUGUGGCUCAUUUUUUUAAAAGGUAAAAAUGCUGACAGAAUCUAGUUUGAGGGGGGAAAAACCCUAAUUGAUAGAGCCGAACUCCUAAAGGCACAUGAAAGCUUUGUUUGCCUCUUACAAUUUCCUUUUGUUUUAUUAUAAUAGCUUACUAGUUUGCUGUGGAGUAGCCCUGGGUUCAUUUUCCAAAGGGAAGAGUAUAUUCUGCACACAUACGCUGCCUGCCACAUUUUUUGGGCUCGCACUGUGAAGGAAGAUCAUAAAAGUGUCAGUUUAACUUUUUAAAGUUAAAACCUUGGAUUGCCCUCUGUUUGCAGAUACAUAUUUGAAAAGACAAACGUAAGGAAGUGUCUUGCUGUGUUUAAAAAUUGCUAUGCUCCCUGAAAUCAGUGUAACGCUGUGAUUUUGGUCUGUUACACUGCUUCUCCCUGGUGUUUUUGCCACUAUACAUAGCUGUUUCUGUUGCCUGGUGCCUUUGUACACCAUUAUAGCAAGCAGUGUUGGCAACGGAAUAUGCACUCUUGAGAGCAAGCCCAGUGAAUUUAGCAGGACUGACUCCUGGGUAAACAUUCAUAAGAUUAUGCUGUUAAUCUCAGGAAUAGCCAGUUUUUGCCUUCCACAACGUGUCUCUCUCCAGAUGUAGCCUUAAACAUCUGGAGGGCAUCAGGUUGGGAAUAACUGUCCUAUCUUAAUUUUUAAAUGGAACACCUCUGCUCUGUGCUUGCAACAAAGGAAACUGUUGGGAGUUAAUAUAUAUAUGCGCUCUCUAAUGAUGUAACAACUUCUGCCUAAAUCUUUCACCCUUCCACAUUUGUUUUGCUUUCUUCGUGGCAUUGGAACCCUGUGAAAUUGUGUUUCUGGUUAUCUUUGACAUUUAAGAAGAUUGAAAUGUUUUGGAGGAUAGAACUAGGUUCUCCUACUGUUGGGGUGGCAGAUUGUCUCUGGAUACCAGUUGCUGUGAAUCGCAAGUGGAGAGAAUGGUGUUGCCUUUGGUUCCUUUUUGUGGGACUUGCUAGAGGCAUUUAGUUGUCCAUUGUGAGAACAAGAUGCUGAGUUAGAUAGGCCUUUGACCUGGUCUAGCAGGGAUCUCCUUAUGCACUUAUGAGUUAAGAACUACUGUUGAAUAUGCAGCACUGUUUUAAUAAUAAUGCUACGGAUGGGGUUUUGGGUGUCCUGGGUGCCAAAUAACCACCUCUGUGCUCCUGAAGGGGGCUUUACUCUAAACAUUUUUAAAGCUGAUAUUUCCUGGAAAUAUAUUUGCCCUAUGCUCUAAUGUAUUAUUUUUAUUUUUAUUAUUUUAUUAUUUAUACCCUGCCCAUCUGGCUGGGCUUUCCCAUCCACUCUGGGUGGCUUACAUUAGAAAUUUCCCAAUACGGGGCUGCCUUCAGAUGUCUUCUAAAAAUAUGUCUUCUAAAAGUCAGAUAGUUGUUCAUUUCCUUGACAUCUGAUGGGAGGGCGUUCCAUAGGGCGGGUGCCACUACCGAGAAGGCCCUCUGCCUGGUUCCCUGUAACUUCGCUUCUCACAGUGAGGGAACUGCCAGAAGGCCCUCAGAGCUGGACCUCAGUGUCCAGACUGAACGAUGAGGGUACGGACGCUUCUUCAGGUAUACUGGGCCGAGGCCGUUCAGGGCUUUAAAGGUCAGCACCAACACUUUGAAUUGUGCUCAGAAACGUAUUAGGAGCCAGUGAAUAUCCUUUAGGACUAGUGUUACAUGGUCUUGGCCACUCCCAGUCACCAGUCUAGCUGCUGCAUUCUGGGUUAGUUGUAGUUUCCGAGUUACCUUCAAAGGUAGCCCCAUGUAGAGCACAUUGCAGUAGUCCAAGUGGGAGAUAACCAGAGCAUGCACCACUCUGGCGAGACAGUCCGUGGGCAGGUAGGGUCUCAGCUUGCAUACCAGAUGGAGCUGCUACACAGCCGGCACCUCCAUGGACAGCUGCGAGUCAAAAAUGUAGCCAUUGAUGCUGAGCAUUUAUGCAGAAAUUGCAUCUGUUAGGCAAACUGGAUGUAUAGAAGUGGAAACACAGAGUGAUGUUGUUCGGUGCAGAGGGAAGUGGGGGUCGGGAGAAUAACCCAGUGAGCAUAAGAACAUGCUAAAGCUCUUAACUGUAGCUAGCAGAAAUCUGUUUGAGAUGCUUAUAUGAAAAAAAAUGCCUGUUGACAAAGAAAACUGGCUUGUUGCGCAGGGGUGACCUUUUAAAAAAAUUCACAUAAUGUAAAAAAGGUGGCCUACUACUUUGAUCUUUUGCUUCUUGGACAGGAUGUGUAAGUAAAUAACUUGAAAGGGGAACAGCCUGCCAAUAAGAUGAUUACCGUACAUUCCCACAUUCAUUUUACCUGACAUGAAACUGAUGCCUUUUGCAAGCAUGCAGAUCUUAACAAAUUAAUUAGCGACCUGUUGUCUCUGUGGCAUCAGAGUACUGUAGGAAAAAGCAUAAUAACAACGCUGAAUCCAAUUUUAAUUUCCAGCCAACACAAAAGUGAUGGUUGCCCCAAAGCAAGCAAGCUUGAACCAAGAAACCUUACAAAUGGAAUGAUCUGUGGGAAGUGUUUUUAUGUUUAAAAACCACAUUUAAUCGUCAGUGUGAAAACCCAAUCGAGAUCAGUAAUGGGGAAAAGCCAGAUGUAGCAAGAAAACAGAUGGAAGACACUCACUUUGUGAUUGGGCCAGGGCCAGUUUUGCUGGUGAUUUGGCAUUGCUCAUGUGUGGAUGAGAAUCUGUUUUAAAAGUAAGCAUAGCUCAUUGGUAGAGCAUCUACUUUGCAUGCUGAAGGGCCUAGGUCCAAUCGCUGGCAUCUCCAGAUAGGCCUGUCACAGACUGAUGUUUGAAAUGUUCUGGGCCUGCUGCCAGUGGUUCCAGUUGCUUUUGGACUACGAUUCCCAUGAUCCCUGAGCACUGGUCCUGCUAGCCAGGGAUGAUAGGAGUUGUAGUCCAAAAGCAGCUGGAGACUCAAGGCUGGGAAACACUGGUGUGGACCAAACUGGCUGGACCCAUUGGUGACUCUGUAUAAGUCAGCCUCCUUUGUUAGGCAAACAUACAAAUUGGCACGCACACACCCCAAAAAAGUAUUAUGGUUGCCGUUGAAACUAAGGUUAAGUUUUUCAAAAUCAGAACAGCAAAGAACUGGAGCCGUUUGAACAGUUGGUUACAAUACUUCUUUUUAUUUAAACAAACAAAACAUCUGAAGAAUUGACUCAAAAAAUCUGGUUGGCUUGACUCAGAGGAGCCCUUCCCAAAUGUUAAUUGUCUAGAGCAGUUUCCCCACCCCCACCCAAGCUAAACACUGAUAAUGGAAGGGCUUCAGGGCUGGGAGUGUCAUAGUAUCUGUAUGCCAUGAUUUCUGCAAGUCACUGCACUUGGGCUUCUUUCUCAGAGACACAUUUGUGUGGCUAAACUGUGGCCCUCCAGAUGUUGUGAUUCACAUCUGCUAUCACCCCCGACCACAGGCUAUGCUAGCUGGAUCUGAUGGAAGUUGUCUCAAAUAUCUGGAGGACACCUGGUUAAAGAAGGCUCCUUACAAGCUUCCAAGAAUACAUUUGGAUCCAUGCUGGGGCAAUCUUCUUUUUUUUUUUUAACAAAUAUACAUAUGCACUCACAUGUGCGCUGCAGCACUGGAUUGGGGUUGAAGGUUUGGUCCAGAAAUAAGUUUUCUUCUGAGAGUGUAGGCCUCAUCUAAUGACUGUUUUGGAAUUUUGCGAAUCUUGGAUGAUCAAGUUUAAUUCCCUCCCCCAUUUUAACACUUGAGAUGAGGUCAUAGUGAGAGCUGGCUAUGAUGUUCUUUGCUUUGAGAGCUUUGCUUAAUUGCAGGGGAUAAUUAAUUUUAAGCUUUGUAGAUUAGCGGUUACAAGUGUGUUGGGUUUCUUUUUACCGUCCUCGUGGUUGCACAACUAUCCAGUAGUUAUGCUACUUAACUGCCACUGCGACUAAGGCUACUGGUGAGAUCUUUGGCAAAGGGCUGUUACUGUUUGGUUUAGAAAAAUAAAGUCAAGGGGUGCUUUUGAGGCUGAAGAAAACGCAUGUAUAAUUUUAUCAAAGUUUUCCUUAAGGAAGGGAGGAAAGGGAGUCGCUAGAUGGCACUCUUAAAACAUGAAGCAAUAAUGAUGGCUCCUGGUAUGUGUGUUUUUUCUCCCUAUCUACUUGAACUAGGAAGAAAACUCUAAAAAUUAAAAAGCUCAAUUCAGGGUUCUUGUACCUUAGGGAAGCAGUUUCAGAUCGGAUAAUAAUCAAAGCCCUUGUUCUCCCAUGUCCAGUGCUAAUAAUAUUAUGGCAUAGUUUUAAAGGUGAGGGAUGUGAAAAUGCAGUGAAGAAAUAAUCAAAAGCAGAUUCCUUAAAAGUUUUUGAUAAAACAAAAUAUAUUGCACAGGGUGCAUUUCAGCCCACGUUCCUUGGUGCCAAAUAUGUUGACAGCAAUAACGCUUGCUGCAUAUAGUCUCCAGUUGGACAAAGUGGGUUGUCUGUGUGAAAUGAUUUUAUUAAAAACUUUAAUAGAUCCAUAAUACAACAAGCAACUCUACAAACAGAAACUGUAGGACAUCCUUGCAAAACAGACGCGCCUGCCCUCUGGAAUGCCAUCCCAUCAGAUGUCAAGGAAAUAAACAACUAUCUGACUUUUAGAAGGCAUCUGAAGGCAGCCCUGUUUAGGGAAGUUUUUAAUGUUUGAUGUUUUAUUGUAUUUUUAAUAUUUUGUUGGAAGUCACCCAGGGUGGCUGGGGAAACCCAGCCAGAUGGGUGGGGUAUAAACAAUAUGUUGUUGGUAUUGUUGGUACAGUGGUACCUCGGGUUACAUAUGCUUCCGGUUACAUAUGCUUCAGGUUACAGACUCCGCUAACCCAGAAAUAGUACCUCAGGUUAAGAACUUUGCUUCAGGAUGAGAACAGAAAUCAUGCUCCAGCUGCGUGGCGGCAGCGGGAGGCCCCAUUAGCUAAAGUGGUGCUUUAGGUUAAGAACAGUUUCACGUUAAGAACGGACCUCUGGAACGAAUUAAGUACUUAACCCGAGGUACCACUGUAUUUGUUUGUUUGUUAUUUCUUUAUGAUUGCAUCAGCACCUAUACAGAUAGCAUUCAGUCUUUCAGCUGUGGGCAUAUGCCUUCCCAGAAAGAUUUCUGGGAGCCCAGAAGAAUGGGUUCAGACACUCCCAUGGCUACCUGCAAGAUGAAUGGCUGCCCAGGGUUUCACAGCUCUGUUUUGUGCUGCUUACCACCUACUGAACCAACAAGGGUGAGUGAGCUUCUCAAGUAGAGCUGGCCUCCCAAGCACAUUUUUACGAAGAGAACAACAUUGCGUGUACCGCACAAGACUUGGAGCUCGUGCCAUGUUGGCAUCAAAUCGUGACCCACCCAUCCUGUAGCUGAUUCCUCCUUGAGAGCUGAACUUGGUUCAUGGUAGCUGUGCCUACUGCACAGUCUUGCCGCUAUCUUCCCUCUUGCUCCAAACGUGGAGCGUUUCUUAUUUAACACAGUUUUUCUCAGUAAAAGAAGGUAAUGAGCUAAUAAAGAGGAUAAUACUUUCAGUGCCCCCCCUUUUGCUUUUCUCCAAAUUAAAACAAUUUUCUGUUUAUAGCAGAAUGCAUGGCAGGAGGGUGUGUCUUGGUAACAUACAGAUGGAAAUUAUUGCCUAUGACUUCAUCUGCCACUGCCCAAGGGUAUUUCCGAACCCAGCUAUGAGGGAAACCAGCUCAAUCUGCUUAACUUGGUUUUAACGGUGCCUUCAUUUCUGGAAUUUGAAGUCAGCACAAUAUGGCUGUGGGCAGAGUCCUGGAAUGUCAUCUUCCUCUGCCUACCUGUUCUAGAUUCCAUCCCCCUUCCCAUCAUAUCUGCCUCUUUUAUUAAAUAAGAUGUCAUUGUUCUUCUCAAAGGUUCACAUACUGACCUUGGGUUGUCCUAGCAUUCAUCUCCUGUUCUGUCCUGAAAUCAGUAAUUGAUUUAGCUUGAUCCUAAAUGUUUAUGACGGCAGAAAGUGAGGAGGAAUUAAAGAACUUUUUAAUGAGGGUGAAAGAGGAGAGCACAAAAUAUGGUCUGAAGCUCAACAACAAAAAACGAAGAUCAUGGCCACUGGGCCCAUCACCUCCUGGCAAAUAGAAGGGGAAGAAAUGGAGGCAGUGAGAGAUUUUACUUUCUUGGGUUCCAUGAUCACUGCAGAUGGUGACAGCAGUCACAAAAUUAAAAGACACCUGCUUCUUGGGAGAAAAGCAAUGACAAACCUAGACAGCAUCUUAAAAAGUAGAGACAUCACCUUGCCAACAAAGGUCCGUAUAGUAAAAGCUAUGGUUUUCCCAGUAGUGAUGUAUGGAAGUGAGAGCUGGACCAUAAAGAAGGCUGAUUGCCGAAGAAUUGAUGCUUUUGAAUUAUGGUGCUGGAGGAGACUCUUGAGAGUCCCAUGGACUGCAAGAAGAUCAAACCUAUCCAUUCUGAAGGAAAUCAGCCCUGAGUGCUCACUGGAAGGACAGAUUGUGAAGCUGAGGCUCCAAUACUUUGGCCACCUCAUGAGAAGAGAAGACUUCCUGGAAAAGACCCUGAUGUUGGGAAAUAUUGAGGGCACAAGGAAAAGGGGACGACAGAGGACAAGAUGGUUGGAUAGUGUUCUCGAAGCUACCAGCAUGAGUUUGACUAAACUGUGGGAGGCAGUGGAAGACAGGAGUGCCUGGCGUGCUCUGGUCCAUGGGGUCACGAAGAGUCGGACACGACUAAAUGACAACAACAACAAAUACCGAGUUAAACAACAGUCAAUUAAUACUUUGAAAUUUAGCGACUUCCAUGUGUGAACAAGGGAAUGUUUAUUGCAAACAAAUGGAACUAAAACUUGCAUCUAAUUGAAGUGAGUUCUCUCCCUCUGUAUUCUUUUAUUUUUAAUUUUGGUUACUGUAUAGUUAAAUUGUUGACAGCUGUAAGGCUUGCAUUGGUGGGGGCAUAAUUAAAUUACUUGAAUCAUUACUUUUCCAGAUGUAAAAGCUCACUGAUGCAUCCUUUGCCAAAACUGAAUAACAUAAUAAAAGUGUGUGUCUGUUUUUUGACUUUUGUUGCCUUUCAUAGUUCCCCAGCACUUACUGUAAGUCCCCCCUGCCCACCCUCCCCCUACUUAUUCCCUUCUUUGGUGGCUCCUUCAUUUUGCUUAAAUGGAUAUAGGAAAAUGUUUCCUAAACCUUUAAAUUUCAUCCUACUCGAAGGCAUUCUCAUUGCAAAGCCAAUGUUCUUGGAAUAUAAUUUCUUAUAUGUCCCAGAGACCUUACAUAGGAUUCCUCUACUUGCAGACGGAUUACCACCAUAUGCAUAGCCUCAGAUCUCAUGCUGAAUGCCAGUUGUUUAGAAGUAAGGUCUGCUUGAAAUUCAGUGGGUGAGUUUAGAUCAUGGGUAGGCAAACUAAGGCCCAGGGUCUGGAUUUGGCCUAAUCGCAGACGGUCAAGGAAUCAGUGUGUUUUUACAUGAGUAGAAUGUGUCCUUUUAUUUAAAAUGCAUCUCUGGGUUAUUUGUGGGGCAUAGGAAUUCGUUCAUUCCCCACUCCCACCCCCCAAAUAUAGUCCGGCCCCCCACUAGGUCUGAGGGGCAGUGGACCAGCCCCCUGCUGAAAAAGUUCGCUAUCCACUGGUUUAGAUUCUCUUGAGUCUUCUUUCUGCUAUAAAGCAGCCCUUAGCAUAGGAAAAAAAAAUGGCGCAAACAAGGCGAAAUUCAACCACUGAAUUUGUUUAUUAAAACAGGGUGCUUUCCUUCCUGCAAAAGCUGGGUUUAAAAAAAACACCUAUGCAAAUUAGGCAAAUUUGUGUACAGUUAUUUUCACUGGGAAAUUUGCACUUUGAUUGGAAAUUUUUCUAAUGCCCUGGGGAGCGAGCCAACUCUUAGUACAGUGGACCCUCUGGAUACGAAUUUAAUUCAUUCCAGGGAUCCGUUUGCACCCUGAAAAUGUCGUAAGAAGAGGCACCGCUUCUGUGCAAGCGCAUGGCGUGAUAGAGCACUUCUGCCAUGUUCACGACCCAAAAGUUACGUUACCCAAAGAGUGUUAAAAAUGUACAGUGGUACCUCAGGUUAAGUACUUAAUUCAUUCCGGAGGUCCGUUCUUAACCUGAAACUGUUCUUAACCUGAAGCACCACUUUAGCUAAUGGGGCCUGCUGCUGCCACUGCACUGCCGGAGCACGAUUUCUGUUCUCAUGCUGAAGCAAAGUUCUUAACCUGAAGCACUAUUUCUGUGUUAGCGGAGUGUGUAACCUGAAGCGUAUGUAACCUGAAGCGUAUGUAACCCGAGGUACCACUGUACACAGUGUUGAUAUUUUGUUCCAAUAUGCUACAAGUAUUUGACCUGAAAUAUCUUGAGAGGAAAAAUUUAAGCACAUUUUUAAUGGUUUAUAUUGGAGAUAUCCCUCCAGCUGCUGUUGGACUCUAACUCCCAUCAGCCCAAGCCAUUAUAGCUAAGGAUGAUGGGAGUUGGAGUCUAGCAGCAUUUUGGAGGAACGCAUGCUCCCCUCCUCUGCUAUAAGCAGUGCAGGAUAUUGGAUGGUGAUGACUUAGUGGAGAAAGGAAUAUAUUUUUUUAUAGAGAUGCAGGGGAACAAGAAGCAGAAGAGCCGCAUGUUUCCUAUCUCCUUGCUUCAUGGUCAUGUCAAAAACAACCUUUAACACUUGCUCUGUAAGGAGAGUAGUAAACCAUACUUGUUUCCCUUGGAACAAUUGGAGAUACUUAUGGAACAUCAUUGUACAGAUUCUGCAGUUUGUUUGUUUUUAAUGUGGUGAGCAUGAAAAGCUUCUGUAGAGGUGGUCUUAGUCCAGAGAGGCCCUCUUCCUCUUAAAAUACUUCCUGCAUGCUGGCAAUUAAAAUUUUAAGAGUUGGAACGCCUUAAAUUCAAUCCAGAUUUGCCAAUGUAUAUGAAAACAUUUGCUUUGUUGUAUGUGCACAAGCUAUGAGGGCACAUGCAGUCACAUAUGUUCUGUAAAAGGAUAGCACCAGUUCUCUGAAUAGUUAGUUACAAGAAACAUUAACACUAUUUCUAAGUUCAUAGCAGAAGCAAAGGAUAGAUGAGUCAGAUAAAAUAGAGACACACACGUGUGUGUGUCCCAUGAAAUCACUGUCAUUUUUAAAUUUAACCUGUAUGUAAUUUCAGCUGCAGGAAGUAUAUCUAGAGAGACGGUGCUUUUAGAUGGAAUUGCUGCUUAAAGUUUUGGCAAUACGUAUGAGAAGCAGCCCGACCUAUAAUAAGCUUGUUCUCAAGAUAGAAUUGGGAGAAAUAAAAAUGACCCUCAUUUCAAGCAAAUGUACAGUUUAUUGAACAUUUUUGGAGGUAACAACCAAAGAAAUGCUUUUGCAUAAGCUUCAUAAAAUAAGUCUGGUACAAACUACCCAAUCUUAAGCACUUUGGAGCGCUGCAGAGUUUGGGGUGGGCUGGGGAGCAGAGCACAUCCAUAAUGCAUUCAAAGCACACGGCUUGCCUCAAAAGAAUCCUGCAAACUAGUAUGUAAAAAGUCCUGGGAACACUGUGCCUCUGCGGGAUGAAACUGUAUUUGCCAGGAUCCUUUGUGGAAGGUCUUGUGCUUUGAACAUGUGCUUUAAAUGUCUGAUGUAGAUCUGCGCUGAGUAUUUCUUCUUGAAAUCAGAGGGGCUACUUUAAGUUAAAAGCAUUAUCACGUUUUUCUUUUUUAAAAAACUACAGCUAUGGGAUCUCCAAUAUAAAUCCAAAUAACCUGUUCCUUUUGUGCUUCUUUUGUCCUUUUGGGACUUCCGGAACAGAUUAAGUCUGAGAACCAUUUCCAUUUGCCAAUUCCGUAUCUUUCUUUAUAUUCCAGGUACAGUGGUACCUUGGUUCUCAAACUUAAUCUGUUCCGGAAGUGCGUUCCAAAACCAAGGGGCGCUUUCCCAUAGAACGUAAUGCAAAAUGGAUUAAUCCUUUCCAGACUUUUAAAAACAACCCCUAAAACAGCAAUUUGACAUGAAUUUUACUAUCUAACGAGACCAUUGAUCCAUAAAAUGAAAGCAAAAAACAAUGUACUGCAGUCACACAAUCGAUCAGUAGCUGGACUGGGUUCCACACAGUCACAAAAACAAAAAGGGCCACAAAAACACAAAAUAAAUAACAAAACAGACAGACCUCCGUGUAACACUCAAAAUGGAGCACGGUCGGCUUCCAAAAAAAGUUUGCAAACCGGAACACUUACUUCCAGGUUUGCAGUGUUUGGGUUCCAAGUUGUUUGAGUACCAAGGCAUUUGAGAACCAGGCUGCACAUUCUUUAGACAACCAUAUGUGUAGAAAACUACAGUAGUUGGUUUAAAAUGCUGUUAAAGCUAUGGAUUUGGAGAGUGUCAUUUGAUAUGGUAUAGACCUUAAAAUCCUCCUUUUACAUUAACCUUUUUAUGUAUUCAAGAAGCCGCCCCCCUUCCCUACCCAACUUCUCAACCUAAUUUUCUCUGGCAGUAUGACAUGCCUUGAGGGACAUUGCAAGCUUUCCAAAUACUUAUACCUAUGUAGCAGUUUCACAUCUCUGUAAAUGCCAUUAUAUGACACAUUCCUUUGUGAACACAUGUCUUGUGUGACAUAUCGUUUGAGAACACAUGCACACAGUUAACCAAUAUGUUUAUUGAACCUUUCAAGAACCGUAAUGGAUUUUGAUUCACAUGCUCAUUCAAAAGAUUCCAGGCAGAGCUCAAGUGUGGCUGUUUGACGUGUUUGCAAGAAGUUAGUGGGAUUUUAAAUUUUAGCUUUCAUUGCUUUUAUCCUGCAAUUUUCUUUGAACUGGAAGCAUUCCACAUGUAUUGGGGGGAAAGGAUAAAAUACACACAACAAAAUACAGCAGGUUAAGGUGUUGAGAGAGAAUUCUCCAACCAAAGCUAACUUCUGUAAAUUGUAUUUCAUGCCAAUUAGUUUUUGGGCUCAUUUUUAAAGUGCCGAUACUAACUUUUGAAGCCCUUGAAGUCAGAAUUAUUUGAAGGGCAGCCUUCAUCCUAAUGAACUUGUCUGAACCUUUCAAAUGGCAACAAAAAGCCUACUCUUUGGGCCAUCUUUAGCGGAUAUCUGGUUGGUUGGUGCAGUAACUAGGAGAAAGCGCCUUUUCAAUAGUGGUUCUACAGCUCUUGGAUUUUCCUCUCCAGGAACAUCAGACACCCCUUUCAGAAAGCAUUUUUUUAUUGACCUCCUAAUGCUCUUGUAGGGAUGCGGGUGGCUCUGUGGGUUAAACCACAGAGCCUAGGACUUGCCGUUCAGAAGGUCGGCGGUUCGAAUCCCUGUAACGGGGUGAGCUCCCGUUGCUCGGUCCCUGCUCCUGCCAACCUAGCAGUUCGAAAACACAUCAAAGUGCAAGUAGAUAAAUAGGUACCACUCCGGCGGAAAGGUAAACAGCGUUUCCAUGCGCUGCUCUGGUUCGCCAGAAGCGGCUUAGUCAUGCUGGCCACACGACCCGGAAGCUGUACGCCGGCUCCCUCGGCCAGUAAAGCAAGAUGAGCGCCACAACCCCGGAGUCGGCCACGACUGGACUUAGUAGUCAGGGGUCCCUUUACCUUUACCUUUCAUGCUCUUGUACAUAAAUCAUAAUAUGCUAAAUUUACUACUGCUGGGUUUGUGUUAGGAAUAUUUAGUGACAGAAACUUGCAUCCUUCCCGACCCGCACUGCCAAUGGCCAAGGGUUAUGGGAGUUUUAGUCCAACGUAUUUGGAUAGCAAAAGAUGGAGAUGAAGGCUGCUUCUGCACCUGUUUUGUUCAACUGAUAACAAUAAAAGACUUGGAGCUAUUUCAGCUUUGCCAUUUUUAGUCCACUCUCUGAGGACUUAGGUUCAUAACCACAUUUAGAAGCUUCAGGAAAACUCCAGGUAGAAAGACCUCUCAAUAUUGGAAUGCUGACCUCAGUUUUACACCUGUUCUUUUGUCAGAAUAAAGGUUCGCAUCAUACUUAAUGCAUGACAUCAGGCGUAGCUUUUUCUUCCAAAGCCACUAUUAACAUGGGUGUAUAGGUUGGAAUGAACCAUGUGAAUUGGCUCUUGGUACAGGAAGCUUGUGAUCUGGAGUCUGGACACUUGGAAGGUGGAUUUAUGUUCUUAAAUUAAACAAAGAUGUGAUCCGAUCUUAACAUCAGUAGGGCAGAGCUAUGAGAUAUAUUAGUAUGAUAAAUGUUUUGUGGUAGCCGAAGACUUCGUGGCAGAAUUCGAUAAUGGGUGUUGUACUGUCCACGCAAAUACAUUUCUAGAACUCCUGAGGGUGUAUUAGCAUGACUCAUUCAUGCUUGUGUUCAAACCUGCUAAGUGUACGCAACCCCUAGCUACAUGCAGGAAAGACCAAAGUGUGAGACAUCUGCGUUGCAGCUAACAGAUCCGUGUGAACUUACUUGUGUGAGUUUUAGUGGUUUGUUUAGAUGAUGGCUCCUUCGAAAUUGCCAAUAAAAAAUAGCAAUUCAAACUAAAAGUUCCCGUUUCCUGAAGAAGUCUUCAUGUUAAUUGCUUGCGAGGACAAUUAAACACAUUAGUUUGCAACUUAAGUAUGAGCUUUUUAUUACCUAGAAUCAUAGCCCCAAAGCAGUUGUCAUUCUGUCUGGUUCAAAUACUUUCUCCUCCCUCUCCAAAUGAUUUCCAGUAUUUCCACACUUCCAUUUUUUCCCCAGGUCACUGUCUUCUCUUUCCUGUGUGCAUAGAGAUAUAAAUGGUAGUCCUGUCCCAGUGGCGGAUGGUGUCCAUUGGGACUGGUGGGGCAGAAGACUGGGUGGCAACCGUGGACCAUGACUGGUGGACCCAGCUAAUUCUGAUUUUAUCCCCAUCCUCCUCUCUGCUAAAUUCUACCAAGGCAACACAGGCAAAAGCCGAAAAAGCUGAUGGCUGGUGCCAUCCUCUGGACUGACUGUAAAUAAGGAGGAAGGCAAGUGGCCGUUGGUUAAGAGCAGACUUGAGAUUGGUGUGGCAAUGCUCCAUUCACAUUUGAAAGCUCAUAUGCACAUGUAAAGGUGCUCCUUGUAUUGGGAGUUCUGCAGGUGAGUAGCGAAUGUGUUGUAGCAUUUCCAUGACACAAGACACUUCCCCAAAAAGUUGUUAUGGCAGAAGUGGCUGAUAAAGUCAGUCAAUAGCUCUGCAAUGUAAAUCAACAGAAUAACCAGGCAAAUAAAGGUUCUGUUUAGAAAUAGUCAAAUGCUGCAGUUUGCACAAGAGAAAAUGCUACUGGAAUUUUCCUGAGGCAAUUUUAGCAUCUGGAGUUUUACAGAAAGCCUAGUCUUCAGGAAAAAAGGGUAGUAAAUCUUAAGGGAAACAUUGUACCUUUUAUACUUAAUUAAAUUUGCAUUUCUUAAAUAAGUUAUUACCAUGCUCUUAGGUUGUUUUUUUUUUUUUUCAUUUUAAAGCAGCAUAAUGGAUAAAGAGGAAUUAUUAAGCAGGUUUGUUUUUAUUAAGCUAAGGUGUCAUGUGAGCAUAAACUAAUUGUAAGCAAAGUGUGCAUAAAAUACUUUUUUGCUACAUAACUUUCUGGUUACAAAGACUCCAUUGACUGUAUUUGAGCCUAUUGAAUUUAUGAUUUGACCUUCACAUUUCCUUAAGAAUAUUCUCUUAAAGCUUUUUACUCAUAGGUAGGUUCUCUCCCUCCCUCCUAGUUUAUUACCCUUCCAAACCGAAACAUUUUUACCGAGGGGAGGGUUUCAAAUCAUGAUUAAACUUCCUUCCAAGCAACUGUCCUUGAAUCAAAGAUUUGUGGCUGCAAUCCUUAGAAUUGUAUUGCUUAAUAGGUAACAAAAGGUUUGGUCAAUAUGGGAAAAUCCAACAUUCAGCCUCAGACCAUAUCCUUUUUGGAUUCUUGAACACAAUACAUCCCCAAAGGUUUAGUAAGGAUACCUAUUAGGCACAUUUAAGAAGAAAAGUCCAGUCACCCAACAAGCAAAUAAGUGUGUAUUCUCAUAUUGGAUUGCAAAGUACUUGACAGGAAAAGCAUUUGGGUGAUAACCUGUGUUUGAGCUGCUAAGAAAUCUCUGGAGCAAGGUUAAUAAAAAGAUGAAGAACAUACCUGGAGUUAGCUAAACUGACGGACUUAAUAAGACGAAAACCCAAAACCAUGGUAUAGAAACAGUAGGAUUGUUUAAAUGAAUAUUUACAUAAACAGGGCUCAGCUAUGAAAAUUUGGUUGUGUUUAGACUAACCUUGUGCGGAUUAUAAAGAAUAUAAAGAGUUUAAUGGAUUACGGAAGAUCUUAAGGGAUGGAAGUGAAGAACAGAGGUAAAGGUGAACUAGAUAACAAAAGACGUGUGGUUUAGGUGGUAGGAGUCUUUUAAAAUAUUUUAACUAAGAUUUGUUUUUUACAAUGUGUGUAAGUAUAAAUUUGGUAUUGUUUAUGGAAAGCAACUUUCUUUUUUCUUUUCUUUUUCUUUCUUUCUUUUUUUGUUUCUUCUUUUCUUAUCUUUUUUUACAGUUUCUGUUUGGCAAAUACGUAAAUAAUUGUGUUUAUGUAGAUAUGUUUGGAAAUGUGAACUGACAUUUUUGUACUAUUCAAUAAAGUUAUAUUUAAAAAAUAAUUUAAAAAGAUGGAGAACACACAUAAGCGUUUCUUCAUAUGAUCUUCUGGUUGGGGCUAGGCAUAUGACAGGGUGGGGGAAGAGGUGCCAAGUUGCUCUCGGCUCCUGGCUCACUGGCCUUGCCAUGGCUGGCCCUGCAGACAAAGUGAGCUUGGUGGAAGGGUCUAAGGCAUGGUGGGAAAGGUAGCCCCUGCACACCAUGGAUUCUGGCCCAGGAGGCGCGGCAGAGGUGACGACUAGUUGGGAGACAGCGCAGCAGCUUUAGAGUUUGGAUUUGAUAUCCCGCUUUAUCACUACCCGAAGGAGUCUCAGAGUGGCUAACAUUCUCCUUUCCCUUCCUCCCCCACAACAAACACUCUGUGAGGUGAGUGAGGCUGAGAGACUUCAGAGAAGUGUGACUAGCCCAAGGUCACCCAGCAGCUGCAUGUGGAGGAGCGGAGAUGCGAACCCGGUUCCCCAGAUUACGAGUCUACUGCUCUUAACCACCAUCCUUUUGCCGCCAUGAGUAGGAGUCCGACCAUGGGGAGGGGCUCAGCCCCAUCCCAAGACAAACUGGGGGGCUGGAGACACCUCUGCCCCAUAGAGUUGGUGCACCUGGAUGGGGUUUUGGAUAGAAAUAUAGAAAACCGUUGUCAGAUUAUGGUGUAAGUCUUUCCCAAUUUCAGCAAUGGUAUCAACUGUGGAUACAAAUUGCAAAGAGGCAUGAAUUGGCUGCUGCGCAUUAGGAGCAUCUGGUGUGGCCAAUCAUAUAUUGUUGCUCUGAGCCAAUGGGAGGCUGAACCGGUGUCUGCCAUUUGCUCACGCUACUCCUAGCUUCAGACUCUGCCCUAGACCUCCCUCUCUUCUCCCUGCUCUUGUGCUAGAAACCUACCUUGAUGUCUUUGGUCAUACCAGCUGGGGCUGUUGAGAUUUCAUCACUUUGGGGAAACUGAGAAGUUUUCAAGGGCAUUAUCAACGUGCUUUUUUUCCCCCUCCCAGAGUUCAUUCAUGAAAGUAUGAGCUGCUGUGUUUUAAUUAGCUACUCCAAUUCUUCAUAUGACUUCAUAAUGUGCGAAAGCUGUUUGUUCUAUUUGUGUUAUGUGUAAUGCAAUCUAGAGUUUAAGAUGUAUUCCAAUUCACCUCCUCACAGAGAAUGUGGUGGGUAGCUGUACUGACUGAUGCCAUACUAAACCAUUCUCCUAUUUCAGUUCUGAGGUGAAACCCUGUACUCUGAGAAGACACAGGGCAGCUGCUUGCAUGGACCAUUCCACGCAUCUUCAAACUGAUAGACACUCGAUAGGAAGGGUCAAGUGUCUACAGGAGGCAGGAAUUGCAAGAACAUUCUCUAGGAAGUGAUCAAUGGUUUCAUGGGAAUAGCUUGCACACAAAGUAUUUAACAUAACCUUGUUUGGCCUUGAUUGGCUCAGUGACAUUUGCCUUGGUGCUGGUUUUCUGGUGUAUAUAUUAAAAUUCAUUAAAUGUGCAACAAGUUGGAAGUUGAGUGGCUGCCAAGUAUGGUUGAAUUCUGUAUAUGGAUGGACUCAAUAUUCAAUGAACAAAUGUCAAACAUGUAAUUUAACCUCAAAAUAUUCUUUAACUGGGGGCCACAUGACCUGUUCAGCGAGAGUAAAUCUCAUGAGUUCAUACUUUGCUGUAUGAUAUAGAUCUGCUGCUGUUAGCUAGAGCAAAACUGGAGAAGUAGCACAUUCUGCAGCCUCUGUUGCAUGACAAAAGGUAACAUCUGAAGGUACCCUGUUAGCCCAGAUUAGCCGUAAUAGCUGCUUUUGACACUGUUCAGUCCUGUUUCUGUUUUUACUUCUUUGUCAAGUACGGGCUUUGAGAAGAUAUUAAUAGCAACCUGUUGUGAACCAUAGGAAACCUUAAUGCAAGUGCUCUAGCUAAAAUAAUGUUAACUAAUUUGGACUAUAGCAAACAAAUGACAAGAAGUUGGUGGGUGUUUACCUUGGUUGUUACCUGUCUAUUCUGGGUGUUUCUGGCACAAAGUAUGCCUUUCUUGCGCUUCUACAAAAUUAGCUACAGGUAUGCCUGAACCAAAGGGACGUGGGUGGCACUGUGGGUUAAACCACAGAGCCUAGGACUUGCCAAUCAGAAGGUCGGCAGUUCAAAUCCCUGCGACGGGGUGAGCUCCCGUUGCUCGGUCCCUGCUCCUGCCAACCUAGCAGUUCGAAAGCACGUCAAAGUGCAAGUAGAUAAAUAGGUACCUCUCUGGCGGGAAGGUAAACAGCGUUUCCGCACACUGCUCUGGUUCGCCAGAAGCGGCUUAGUCAUGCUGGCCACAUGACCCGGAAGCUGUACGCCGGCUCCCUCGGCCAAUAAAGUGAGAUGAGUGCCGCAACCCCAGAGUCUGCCACGACUGGACCUAAUGGUAAGGGGUCCCUUUACCCUUUAGCUUUAUGCCUGAACCAUAUUUUGCAUCUUUGUGUCUAUGCCUCAUCUUUAAAGCUUACAGGAGGGUCAAUAUUGACAGCCAUCAGGAUAAUAGAUGUUUCUCACUGCUGAGAACCUACAAAGAGCUAAAAACCUGCUUAUUUUUCUCUGACCCCUUCACAUCUGCUUAGAAGUCCUGAAUGUUAGUUUAGCUAAGAGUCUAGAGAGAGUCCUAGUUCAAAGAGAAGGGUGAGUUGGAAAUGUUUGUGAUUCUUUUCUUUCUCAAAAAGGAGAAUUUAUGCCAAACAUGGAUAUUUGGUUUAGGAUUGCUGAUAAUUUACGCAGAGAGUGACAUACGUCUCUGAAAAGAAGGGCUUUAAAUAUAUUCAGUGUGUUAUGUCUCUGCAAUUAUAGUUUCUAAACAUAAUAUAACUAUAAAAUUGAAGGGUGUGAAGGCAUACAUUAUCAAGAAUAGUGUUUGAUAAAUUUGGACAAAAAACUCAAAGGCAGCUGAUAAGAAAUCAAAACAGCCCUUUAAGAUUAAUGAAUGCUAUUGAUUUAGGGGUGGGUUUCGUUUUUUUGUCUGUCAUGUUUCCUCCCUGGUGCUAUUUUGCAUUCUCUCCCUCUAGCAAUAGAAGUAAUUACAGAGCUUGCUUAUCAUUAAACAGAUGGGUUCUAUUAAUUCUGAAUGAAAGUAAAUGGUUGCAAUUAACCAUUUUACUUCAGACUCGGUUGUUCUGCUGCUCCAGCGCUGCAGACUGGCAGUCAGCUGGGUGGGUUGCCAUCCACACUGGCUCCAUUAAAUUGUGCAGUUCGGUUGGCUUGUGUGUAUUUGUGUGAAUGCUACAAUUAUAGGAAGACUUGACAUAAAGUGCAAUAUUGUACCGGUGUCAAGAAUAGGGCUGUGAGAAGCACAACAGGGCUCACUAUUUCCUGUUCCUAGAAGACUCUUGAGAAGAAUUCUUCAUGAAACAUAGAAAUCUGCCUUAUACCAAGGCAGACCAUUGCUCCGUCUUGCUCAGUAUUGUCUACACUGAUUGGCCACAAUUUUCAGAGCUUCAGUUAGGAGCCCCCCCCCCAGCCCUACCUGGGGCCUUCUGCAUGCAAAUGAUGUCCUACCACUGUGCUUUGUGGACCUGUCCUCGUGAAACUCCAGGUUUUAUUUCCUGCCAGGAACUCCCAUUUUCCUUCUAUUUCUGCAUCAUUGUGCAGUUAAUGCCUUCCACUCAGCUGGGUAACUUACCGUUCCUGAUGCUGAACAGAAAAUGGCACUUACUGCUUAGCAGCCAUCCUAUUCUAAUUGCAAAACGCUUCGUAGUUUUUACCUUUUGUUGAUCCUGCUAGACAGAUGGGAAGCAGAGACCAUGUCACUUGCUCAGGGCUGCUACACAAAGUUCAGCUGUGCACGUUUAUUUGUUAAAACCUUUAAAUGGUGGCUGUUGGGAGGGAGCACUAGGAAUGGGGGCUGUGGUGCAAUGGAAGGAGUUUUCUCCUUCUUACCAUACCAUGUUUCCUAAAAGAAUUCCCCUUCCCUAUUGGAAAUGGAAGCGAAGCUCUCCUCUGGACCAACAGCUGCUCUCCUUCUAUGCUAAAUAUUGCAGGGUGGGGCUGACUUUUCGUCAGGACCACAGUGUGGGAAGAAGAGUCAAAUCCCACCUUCCUAUUUGCUGCAAUCCUGAUCGAGUCUUCCCUUUGCCCGCUUCCCGGCAGUCUCUGUUUAAAAGCCCCACAAACAAAACUAAAUGUACGUGUCUAAACUACAUGUUCGAAAUCUACUGUUUUUUGGCCACCAUGAAUCUACAAUGCAGGUUGUAGGUUCUCCAUCUUAUCUCUCUGGGAUUUUUCUUGCCACACCAGGACAGUGUGUUAUGUAACCAUACACAGCUCCUCUGUAGGGACGUGGGUGGCGUUGUGGUCUAAACCACUGAGCCUCUAAGGGCUUGCCAAUCAGAAGGUCGACAGUUCGAAUCCCUGAGACGGGGUGAGCUCCCUUUGCUCUGCCCCAGCUCCUGCCAACCUAGCAGUUCGAAAGCAAGCCAGUGCAAGUAGAGGAAAAGGUACCGCUGCGGCGGGAAGGUAAACUGUGUUUCUGUGCACUCUGGUUUCUGUCACGGUGUUCUGUUGCGCCAGAAGCGGUUUAGUCAUGCUGGCCACAUGACCCGGAAAGCUGUCUGUGGACAAACACAAAGCAAGAUGAGCGCCCCCAUAUUGACCUUUGACUGGAAUUAACCAUCCAGGGGUCCUUUACUUUUACCUCUGUAAUGGUGAAUAAGUUGGCCCAGACCCCACCUUUGAAUAUUGUCCAACUCAUUUUCUCAUUUUGAGGAAAUAAGGCAAGUCUAUAUCUGACAUACAAAUUAACUUUUCUCACUCACCACUUACCCUUACAAGGGACCUAACCAUAGUAAUUUUGAGUUGUGUAUGUAAAAUAUUACCAGUUGCCAGUUUUAAACCUCUGCCAUCUGCAGCGUUCUUCUACUGGACUGCCUGUAAGUGUACAAAAACAGGUUUAACUGGGCAAUUAGUGGCAAACGUUUCCUGUGGAACACUUUAAUUACAAGUAAAACCUUGAAUAUUUUAAUGCCAAAAGAUCAUUUUCAUUAAGUUUUUUUGUUUCUACUGCCAUUUAUUCCAACAUCCACAUGGUAAAUGUGUUCCAUGUGGGAACCUAAGAUUUUCAGAAUGAAUUGCUCUGCUUAAGGUACUAUACAAAUCGGCUUGGAUGGUUCUUGCUCCCAGUUGAGACCAAGUGAAACAAAUGGGUUGUCUACCUUUUUCUUGGCUACACAUCAGAAAAGCAGCGUUCCCAUUCCCCACAAGAAUGUCCAGAAAGGGCUAGACAGUCAUUAGACAGAAAGGAUGGUUUAUUAUGACUAAACAAUGCCUACCCUUCCUCUGCCCAAACAGCUGGUAUGAUCUGUUAUAUAGUCCUAAAAUCUUGGAACACUGCUACCUGCAUUGAGUGACCUAUACUUGAAUCACUGAGCAAACUUAUAUUUCACCUUUCCUCCAUGGAGAUCAAGGUGAACAUUGACAAUGGGAAACCGGUGUCUCCUCAGAUGCUGUUCAAACGACAACCCUCACUACCAUGUAUCAUUGGCUGACUGUGGCUGAAGAGAGUUUAGAUUAUAUGCCUCUAUUUUUGGGGUGUGGUCUCUGCUACCAGAUCUCAACCCAAACAAUUUAUGUUCAAUAGUACCUUAUAGAUGCUUUAACUUUGAUGCUGCAGGUGUAAAGUGCUUUGUCCAGAUGUAAAACUAUUUGUCAUAAUACAGGGCAUAUGUUUUCCAGCCUCCUUCUGUUUCAGUUCCAAAACCCUAAAAAGGCCAAAAGUAAAGUACUUAAGAAUAGAGCACUGGCAAGCUUUAUUACUGUAUAUAAAUUUACCAAAUUCCAGGCCAGAUUAUAAUUAAACAAAACAAAACUCAAUACAAAUGUGAUUAUGACGAUAAUGAAAUUUUCUGAGGUGAAAAUUUCAACUGAGGUGAGAAGAAUUUUAAGAGCCAAUCUACCCAUUGUGGGUUUCCUAAUUCAUGUUUCUGGGAGAAGGAAUAUGUCAUGUGCAUAAUGCUAUUUGUCUGUUAGUGUUUGAGCUAAAGUUGGAAAAUCAGGGAGUGGUUAAGAAAAAGGGAGCAGAGUGGCAUUCUUCCUGGCGCUUAGGCUCUGAAGCAAACAAACAGGAGCCUCCUGUCCAAACAAAGCAAGUAAACAGGCAGUGAAAUACCCAAGCUCUGGCACUUACUUUUUAUAGAUGCUCUGUAUCACUGUUAAGUUUUCUACUCUGGAGAGAUCAAGGGAUGUUUACUGCAGCAGUUACAAUGGGGAAGGGAGUGUCAUGAUUUGAUUUUUUUAGGGGAGGGUGGAGAGGGCAUGGUCCUGAUCUAUAAAGCAGCAGCAAAGCAUCCUUUUAUGAACACCUGAGGGCAGUUUACCUGCAUUGCCUGUUAGUGUGACUGGAUCUGUUCACAUGCUGAGAUCUGUUCACAUGCUGAGAUGCUGCAUAUUUAAAGUUUGUUUAUUUAAGUUUAUUUAAGAUGUGUGGGUGAUUUCGUUACUGUGAUCACAUCCUGAGAGUUGCUGAUGGGGUGACAAGGUUGGGUGAGCUUGGUUAUAGCUGGUGGGUGGCUCUGUGUGUCUUCUACUAUUUUUGCAUAACUAAAAGUUUUAUUUGGGCUAUUUCUACAUAACUAAAAGUUUACUUGUGCAGGUGGGCAAGAUCUGGCUGGGAGCUUCAUUUUUUUUUUUCUUUCUACCUGCUGCCGUUCCCAGAGGUGUUUACUAGUAGUAAGACAAUGGACUUUUAAUGUGCAAAACAGUGGACCUAUUGACUGUUAAUCACUAUCAUUUUUAGAUGCUAAUACUCAUUUUGCAUUUCACUACCAAGACUAUGUCUAUACUCUAUAUACCAAUGGCAGGGUGUAUAUAUAGAUAGGUUCCUUGUGUCCAAUUUGACACAGCUUUGUGACUUUGACUUUUCACAUUCUUCUAUAUAUAGUCCUGAAGGGUGUGUUCAGAUUUCUUCAUGAAGAAAGCCUCUUGGAAUUUAACAUGAAGACUGUGGUCAAUUCAACACUAUAUCUUUUGAAGUGCCUGUUUGAUUGUGCCAUUGUCAUAGCAGUUGAAGGCAACACUUCUCUUUACGAUUAUGAGGCCCCUGGUGGAGAGUAGGCUGAUAAAUACUGGUAUCCUGGUGUGAAAUUGACCCUUUGAACUAACUGGGAAGAAUUCUUCAGAUAAGCGGCAAGUGAUGUGAUAAAAAUGCCUAAACUUUUAUUGUUUGGUGUGUUCAGCAUUUAAAAGUUUAGUCUGGUUGCCAAAUAAGUGUCUUUCUUUCACCUCUGCUGGGAUGCAGAUAACACAAUAUACAUCUUUUGGGAUCUGCCACUUCCUUAUGAUCCUUGGAGUUUGUUCAGAGCAAGUAGGACAAUGGAAACGCUUCUUGCCUCAAUCCUGUCUUGAUAGUGCAAGGUUAGUGCAAAUCUCAGUGAGAGUAGAUAGGCUUUCUGGAGGAGGGUCCCUUUGUCCCAGGAGAGGGAUGGGGGAGUCUUUGAUCCUCCAAAUGUUGUUGGCUCUCAAGCCCUGAUCAGUCCUAACCAGGAUGGUCAAUGGUAGGAAAUGUUGAGAGUUGUAGUCCAGCAAUAUCUGGAGGGCCCACAGGUCUGCAAUCCCUCUCCUAGGGAUGCAUUUUUCCUGUGCCAAAUGCUCCUCCUUAUGCUGCCUCCCUCUGGACCUCUCAUGGUGAUGAUUGCAAGGUCUGUUCAUAUGGGGAGAGGUGGUUCUUUGAGAUGUUGCAGUCCUGAGUUGUUUUAUCCUGGAGCAUCCACACAUUAGUCAUUAUUAUAGUUCAAUUGUGCCUCUCCAGACAGCAAUUAUGUGGCAAACUGGGGAAGCUUUAGCAACAGUUCUGCUAAGCUUCCCCAGUUUGCCACAUAAUUGCCAUCUGGAGAGGCACCCUUGAACUAUAGCACCAUGAAAGUCUGACCAAACCCACACAAACAAACAUAACCUAUGGAACAUUUGUAGUAUGAAAAGUUACAGGAUUUUAGCAGGAAACUACUCCACGACAUGUGCCUAUUGCAAACAAACCUGAAACCAUGGAAGGAGCCAAUGGUGUUGAAAGUGUGACCACAAAUCAUGAUGAAUGCUCAGUUACAAGGGAUAUCUGGAGGGGUUGCGUCCAUCUCUCCUCCUAUCAUCCUUAGCGGAGGUAGCUGCCAUUGAGAGAGGAAUGGCUUAGCAUCCUCUAUAAUGGUAUAGCUCAGGCACGUCCAGCUUCCGAAAGACAGUGAUCUACUCCCACUACAAAUAAACUGGCAGUGAUCUACCCAUUGGAUUGCCCCCCCUUUUUGGUUGUUCAUUUGGGGCAAUCAGUCAGGAUCCCAUGAUCGACCACAGACACCUGGUGAUCGACCGAUAGAUCGCUUCGACUGGUUAGACAUCCCUAACCAGGAGUGUCAGCAGGAUGCUCAGCUAUUCGGCGGUGGAACAUAUUGGCGAUUCCAACACACGCAUGUCGGUUCUCAUUCUCCCUAAUCAAGAGUUCUUGAAGCAAGAAGCUCCAUUCUUUCAGCAGCAACAUUUCAAGGCUCCUCCCUGCUCUCCCUUGUCUACCAUGACAGCAGUUGCUUCCUUCCUAAGGAGGAGGAAUCUCAGGUGUGUGUCUGUGGAGGACCUGGAAGGAGCUGGAAAUGAAGUGAAGAACUUCUCCACGCAGUCUUGGUGCAGGAGAGGUUUUGUGCCAUUAGAGUGGGCACAACAGGGAGAUUUUGGAGGAGGAAGGAUUUGGGACCAGGGAGCCCAAAGAAGUAGAUUACAUUAUGGUGGGGGACUAAAUGGAACAUAUUGGCUGGAGUUUCCCAAGCAAUUAUUGGCUGCAGACCUCUUGUAAUUCCGCCACACCCCAUCGGUUUUCUAUUGGAACAGAAGCCUCAGUUUCUUGGCCAAGGACCGUAGCUUGGUGUGUAGAGCACAUGCUUUUCAUUUAUAAUGCCCCAGAUUCAAUCCAUGACAUAUUUCCAGUUAAAUCAGUUAGUGGAUGAUGGGUAAAGACCUGCCAGAGGCUCUGGGGAGCCACUGUCAAUCAAGAGUGGACAACACUGGGCUUAGAAUUAAGAGGACAACUGUUUUGGCCUGGUAUAAGGCAGCGGUUCUCUGUACUGGUGAGAGCUUCUAUGUCUGUUGCUUCAGGUUAUUUUCUUUAUCUUUUCCAGUCACCCUUUCAAGAUUAAGCUUAGAGGAGGAGAUGAACCCUAAGCUAUGCAUGCCAAUUUAUCCAGGAGUGCCCUGCCUUUGAGACGGCUGUCACUGCAUAUGACAGAACUCCUUUCCCCCCCCUCAUCUUAACACAUUCCAGUGUAGCCUUGGGAAAUGUUCCCUGAGCUAAUAAUUUGAAUCUUGUUUCAACUUACUCAAAAGGGCGUUGUUCUGAUAGAGGAUAAUUGGGAGGACUUAAGAAAUAUAUAAAAUUUCAGAUUAGGGGCUGGGUGCCUUUGGAAUGACUAGCUUUGAGGAAAUUGAAAAACAUGUUGCUUAAAAAAAUUUGGAAGUGGCUCAAAAUGAGAAUGAUGCAUUAAUUUAAUUAUACUGAACUAUAAGUAUAUAAUAUGGGAAGAAAUAUGGUCUGUGCCUGGAAGCAGUUUAGUAGAAUUAAACUACUGUAUCAGCACUCAUUUAUUCUUGUUUUUUUGGAAAGAGCGUCAGUCUUUGAAAACAGCAAACUGCUUCUGUGCAUGGAAGCAGGGGAACAUAUCCCACCCCCAAUAUACAAUAGGUAAAUGUGUGAGAAGUCAGAAUGUGCUUGUUGAAUCUAGGGAUCAAUUCUAGUAUCGGUCGUGACUACUGCAUCACUUUUGUACAGGUAAGAAAAAUGUUUCUCAGAUUUUGAAAUGGUUGUGGAUGGGAACAUAGAAAGUUGUCUUAUACUGAGUCAUACCUUUGGUCCUUAUAGCUCCAUCAGCUACUAUAUAUUUUACAAAGAGUGAGUGCAGUGUUCCUGUCUGCUCGUAUCAAAUGGAAUACUGAGAUACCUUUAGCAUUUAUUUGGAAGUUAAUAUUGUUAAAACCACAUAAGAGUGUGCUCAGGAUCAUAGCUAUCCUUGUACAAAUACUAAAAAACUAGGGUUUCAAUCCAAAGAUUGUUUUGAAAGAUUAAGGAAAACGAAUGAUUAAUGUUUUUUGACUGGUGCACAACCAACAAUAGCGUCACUGCAACCUACACAACAGUGGAUUAAAGGUCUCUCUGUAGGAGGUAACAGAAAUUGACAUCCAAGAAUAGGCCAUCUGACCUUGAGUAACACUGAAUAUAGUCUGUCUGGUUUGGAGAAGAGACUAAGAUAACAGAAUUUCAACCAGGCUUUGAUGCUUCUGUGCUAGUAAUAUUGUGCACCGAACAACAACUUCCUUGUUCAUCUCUGCUGCUUUUGCAUCCAAGAAGUUGCUAGUCACUUUUGGAGUGGGUGGGAGAGCAGAUAGUGGUGUAGGAGCUGUUACAAUUGCCCCCCUGCAUCUUUCUUAUCAUGUGGAGUCUUAUUCAUUGACACCCAUGUGAACCUGGACUCCCCGGAUCCAGACUAACUUAGUCUGAUUGAGAAAAUGAAAACAUGGCUAACCUGUCACAUGGAUUUUAAUGGAACUUGUGUUCUGCUGCAACCUUAUACUCCCUUACCUGGGAGUAUGACUCAUUGAACUUGGGGCUUACUUUUGCGUAGGGUUGUUUUGCACUGUUAGUCUGCAUCCAGCCUGUUGUUUAUUCAGCAUAAAUAUGAGGUGAAGUGGUAAUACAAGAAUAUAAGUUUCUGGAGUUGUACCCAGAGUUUUCCCUGCUCACGACUACUUUAGGUCCAUUAAUUACAUUUAGUCUACUUGAAGUACAUCUUGGUUGGCUACCACCUUCAAUAACUCUCACAUCUGACCAAGUAAGCAUGGAGGAAGCUCUCUUGCUGAUUAGUGAGGGAAAAGAAGAUGGAACUAACUAGGAAGAGUGUUAUAGAUUUACCACUGAGUAGCUCAUGUACUAGGGACGCAGGUGGCACUGUGGGUUAAACCAUGGAGCCUAGGGCUUGCCGAUCAGAAGGUCAGCGGUUCGAAUCCCCAUGACAGGGUGAGCUCCUGUUGCUCGGUCCCUGCUUCUGCCAAUCUAGCAGUUUGAAAGCACAUCAAAGUGCAAGUAGAUAAAUAGGUACCGCUCUGGCGGGAAGGUAAACAGUGUUUCCGUGCACUGCUCUGGUUUGCCAGAAGCGGCUUAGUCAUGCUAGCCACAAGACCCCGAAGCUCCCUCGGCCAGUAAAGCGAGAUGAGCGCCACAACCCCAGAGUCGGCCACGACUGGACCUAAUGGUCAGGGGUCCCUUUACCUUUAGCUCAUGAUAGAAUAAAUGUCAGCUUGUCGGCACAAUUGCGUAUUUCUUAGAAUUCGGCUCUGGAUAGAUGGCAGUUCUGUUCUUAGCAAUUGUGUUUUGCUUGCCUUGAAUUUUGGAAAAACCCAAUUGGCUCAAAGCCCGUGCUUUACUUACCAGGGCAUGGUUGUGUUGCAGCUCCCUUACACACAUGUAUGGGUGUGGUUAGGGCCUGGGUGGGAGACUGCUUGGGAACUCCCAUGUAUGCUGCCUCAAGCUCCAUGAUAGAAGGAAGGCAGAAUAUAAGUGCACUUAAUCCUGUAGCCUUCAGUUCAGACUCUUUUUGAACUACAGUAGUAAAACACGUCCCAGCAACAGACAGCAUGAAUGUUUUGGAAAUAAAGGUUUGAGUUCAGACUUUUUCCUGCAGUUCCCGACAAAUGACCUCCUCCUGUUAUGGAAACUUCAAGGAAAGAAACCCCCCAGGAAAGAUGUGAGUGAAUAACUGUUCUUUACUCAUAACAGGAUCCAGACAGCUAUGUAAGCUAAAUUGACAAGCAGAAAGUUGGUCAUCCCCCUGUUAAGGUGGAACUCAAGUUUAGCUUUCAGAUUUUUCUGUUGGUAGACUCUUUCUUGGAUUUCUUCACAACCUUUUACCUGUGAUACCCGUGAAACUCAUCUUAAACAUAAUAUAGUUACUUAGCUACUGGCAGUCAUGUAUGAAAAGUUCAAGGAAAAGUGUUUUGUGUGUGAUGCAUUUUGGAAAUUUCUGCUCAGCAUGGGGCCAAGAUGGCUUAUAACUGUUAUCUAGGUAUAACUGACACCUCUUAUCUAUUCUCUCUGCAAUACAAUAUAUUGUUGUGUUUGGGCCGAAUAUCACCAGAGUUUAAAUUAAUUAUUGUGAGUGAACCUUACUAGUGGUUCAGUCCAAUAAGUUGUUGUUUUUUUAAUGAGCUGGAAUAGCUCAGUCAGUAAAGCAUGAGACUCUUAAUCUCAGGUUCAUGGCUUCAAGCCCCAUAUCAGGCAAAAGAUACCUGGAUUGCAGGGAGCUGGACCAGAUGACCGCUGGGGUCCCUCCCCACUCUACAAUUCAGUGAUUCUAUGUGUGUCUCGGUUUGAUCUGAGUUUGCUGGUAGGGAGUGAGUGUUGUUAGCACUCAACCAGCCAUAAACAGACCUGCAGUUUCAGUGGGUCCUGCCCCAGGGGGCCAAAAAACCCAGCACCACCAGCUGUUCCAUUGUGGGAAGGGCGCUUCCUGCUUCCUCUCCUAUAAUAAUAACUUUAACAGCAGCUGAGAGUCCAAAGGGAAUUUGGCAACCAGUUGAAAGUGUUGCUAGCGCUCUUCCAACCACUUCCCACACACCCACCUGCCAAUCUGGUGUGUGUGUGUUGCGCUGUGAAAAGAGUAGGGAGAAGUGAGUGGGCAGCAACAAGGUAUUUGAAGUAGCACCAGCAAAGCUUCAAGGUGAGACUAGUGAAAAGCAGCAAGAGGGCAGUGGCAGCACAUCAUCGACAAGAAGUGGCCGCAAGAGGCUUCCAUUGAUCAGCUGCGCAGAGCAUGUUUUCUGAAUGGAAUUUAUUCUUCACCUUGAAGGGUUGUAGUUCCAUGGGGAGAACACAUGCUUGCUUUGCAUGGAAACAGUCCCUGGCAGCUCCAGGUAGGGCUGAGAUAGACUCGUCCGUUGUUGUAGACAGCAUUGUGCUAGAUGGGCCAGAAAAUGGCAGCUUCCUAUGUUCAACUAACCUGAUUAAGAAACAGACUGAAGGUAUUUCAGCCAAGUCCUAUGAAUAGCAUGUAUGUGAGUACUCUGGCAUAAUAUCUCUAUGUUCAAAGUUUGCAUUUAGAACUGCCUCUUUAACAAAUAUGUGAGUUAAGAUUUCAAACAGGCAGAGUGUAAAUAUAAUACGUACCUAGUCCGAGAUUGGUAGUAGACAGGUCCCGUCCAGCCUGAAAAGAGCAGAAUGUACUGAGCCAUUUUAAAAAGAAACUUAAAUGGCAGUGACUUUUAAUCACCUUGAUGUCUGGGUUCAAUUUUUUCCAUGUAGAAAAAUUCCAUAGACCACUAUUUAUAACAGAUCAUUGUUUUUAUUUAUCUCCCUUGACACUGAGCACAGGGCACAAGCUGAAGGGAAAUACAGAGACCCUUUUCUCCCCUUUUUAUGCUCAGCUUUUAGUGAGGUGGUUUUUGUUUUCUUAAACCACAGUUUCCCAUGACAUCUGAAAUGGGAAACUGUGUCUUAAGGGCUCCCUGCAAAUCAGCUUAUGAAUUUGGAUUAAAUUCAAAGAACAAGGUCACAAGUCAAUAUUUUGUCAAUAUCUGGAAAUACAGUGUACACACACACACACACACACACACACACACACACCCUUGCAAUGCACUGAGUUAAAGGGAAUUAUUAAAUUAAUUACCAGGAAGUAUAUUACUGCUAAGCGAUUACAUGUGAUGAUGGAAACUACAAUUCUGUAUGUUGCAGAUGUGGACCAGAUGUAGGAACUUUCUUUGUUUAAUGAUGUGUCCUAGAGCAAACUGUUGGGAGGAGAGGAAUAAAUGGGUUUAUAGGACCACAGCUAAAGUUGUAUCGUCUCCUGUUUGUGUACAUACACAGAAAAGUUGCUGUAAAAAGAAUGGGAAUAUAUAUCCUGUGGCCUUUUUAGCUGAUGUUUGCUGAAUACUGGAAGGCAAAUAAAAUCCCCCAAGAAGAAGAAAUAAUUUGUCUAUGGUAGUUCUUUCCCUUUAUUAUAAAAGGGUAGAAGUGUGAAGAUUGAAAAUAAAUAUAUUUUAGAAAUAUUUGUUCAAAGUGACUAUUCAGGUUUCAUUCCGCAAGUAUUUACAUAUUGUAUUAACAUUUAUAAUGUUUAUGGUGCAUUCUGUUUAUCUUUACAGUUUUCAGCUUGUUAAUUUGGUUUACACUUCACUGGACCUAAAACCCAUGUAAUACAUUGCCAUCUUCCAACUUUAUUUCCUGCGCUUAAUUUUGAGAAAUUUGUGCCAGAAGAAUUUGGUAGUACACUACAGUACUUUGCUUCAGGUCAGAAUCGAUACAAAAAGCAGUGUGGAAAAACAAGCCUAAACAAAAGUUAGUAGUUACUUUAUGCGGAUUACUAGAACUGAAUGAGAAUUUGGGCCAGAACUUUUGAUUUUUGCUGUCUAGUGUUCUGUACUCCCUGCAUAUGCAGAUUUGUUUCACAGCACUUUGGAAUGCCAAUCCAAAACAUCUUUUCCUAUGAUAACCCACUGAGGCAACAACUUCACCAUCCUUUUCAGAAGAACAUUUUAAGGUUAGCAGCAACAUGUGACAUGUCCCACAAUCAAAGCAUUUCCAUUGUCAUUGAAAACGGAAGUUUUAAAACAAAACAGCAAUGCUAAAACUUGUUUACAAGUGUAGCUAUUUCACCCCAGGGUGUCCAGUCAUCCCUUAGGAAGUGACCUGCAAUACACAAUUUGCACCUGGAUAAUGUGUAUGUGAUGUUUAAACUGGUCAUCAGUGAUGUAGGCUGAUUGCUAUCAAGAGAGAGAUCCUCUAGCCUGAAGGUAUAUGUCUAAUAGCGGAGUGAUUAGUCUAGAUAAGGAUGUUUAUACAAUGCUUAUUCCAAGUUUCUGCCAUGUACUGAGAGACAAGAGAGUCUCCUUGUGACCUGGAUGUGCUUCAGCAGCCAGAACCAAAAGUAACAUUAAUACAACUAUGACGAUGACUACUACUAGUAGUAGUAGUAGCAGCAGCAGUGGUACUAGUAGUAGUAGUCAUUUUUUUUUUGUACCCUGCCCUUCUGACUGGGUUACCCCAGCCACUCUGGGUGGAUUCCAACAUAUAUAAAAACACAAUGCAUGUAUGUAUAAACUCUCAUUCCAUUGUCAUUUUAAAAUUAACAAUGCAAAGAAAGACGAAAGAGGAAUUCUUGCCCUCAGUGGCAAAGAUGCUAGCUGUUCCUUCAUAGUGCUGCACAAACUAGAGAGGAAUGGCGUCCCAUUAAAUCAUUAGCUGAAACAUGAUUAAAUCAUCCUUCUAAUGUAAGAUAGAAAGAGAAUUGUGGUGAGCAGCAAGGCAUCAAUUUAAUGUAUUAAAGCACCAUCAAUGUACAUGGCACUUAACAGAGUAAGGGAAGUAAAAAAAUAAAUAAAAUAAAAAUCAACCCCCAAACCAUAGCUGUCAACUUUUCCCUUUUCUUGCGAGGAAUCCUAUUCGGAAUAAGGAAAUUUCCCUUUAAAAAAGGGGAAAUUUGACAGCUAUGCACACAAAACAGGAGGAGCUUUCAAUCUAAAGGGAAGAAAGAUGAUACAGUACAGGGGUCAGCAAACGCUUUCGAAGGAAGGCUGCAGGAAGCUCCUGCAGCCAAUCGAAAGCCAUGGAAGCCGUGUCGGAUGUUCGGCUGCCAAAAAUAGUUCGCAAACCGGAACACUCACUUCCGGGGUUGCGGCAUUCAGGAGUCAAAACCUUCGAGAACUAAGCUGUUUGAAAACCAAGGUGCGACUGUAUUAUCUUUCUCUAAAGAGGCAUGGACAUCACUGUUGAUGUUUCAAGGGAACUUAAUGUAUAGCGAUACUUCUGGGAGCAAAACCAUACCAAUGAACCGGAUUUUGUCAUGUUUUCUGGGUGAGAAAAUGCUUUUCCAGUUGGAGCUGCUCAUGUUUCUUUCCAACACUCUUUAAGAACAACAAAAAACUUGGAAGUCCCUUUUAAGAGUCCUAGUGCGCAAUUUUUCUCCUAGAACAUUGCCUCUAUUUUGCCACAAUUCCAGGUGAUGAUAUCUACAUGAGGAACCUGUGGAAUAGAGGCAUCUCUGCUUGGCCCUUGGGAACUCUUCGCAGGCUGCUUCCUGCACUCCAAACCCUCGACUGCUUUUACCUAUCUAGAUGAUGGUGCCCCUGAACUGUGGUGUGGCAAUUCUUUUUUUUUUUUUUGCUUACCUGGGUGGAGGACGGACACAUUUUCUAAGCAGAAACCCUCUGACAUUUGCAUGGGUGGAAUGUAGAUUAAUGUGCAAAGUAAGAGUAACAUCUGCUUCUCCAACUGUGCUUUGCGUUUGUCUCCUGGGAUGAUGCACCCAGAAGCUUACCCACAAGGAAGAAAUGUUCCCUGUCUGAUCAAAAUGCUUCGCUUCCCCCCCCCCCCAGGUUCUUGAGCUCAAUUAGCCGACUACUCUUUUUGCCGCAAAUGUGGGAGAGCUCUUCCACCAGCAACUUGUUCCAAAUAAUUCAAACAAGACGAGUGUGGGCUGCAAUAUGGUGUAUUUGCUACUGUGCCACAAACUCCUGUAUAGCCCCCUACUUUACUUGGAACCUGGCAAUAAUAGCAACAAACAGGACAUUAUAGGGGUUGGGUUCUGCCCCAGUGUUAUCACGCUGGAAUCACAAUUGCUAAGAGAGACCUUGAGGUGGGGAUUCUACGUAGAAAUGAGCUUCAUAUAGAUCAGAUUUUAUAAACAGGUGUAAUAUAGCAUAAGCAGCAAUUAAUUUUGUAAGAGGGGAACGCUUGCCAAGCUGCAUGGAAUUUGGCUUAAUGUUGCUUGUAACAACAACAGUCUUUCUGUGUGCUCUUAAAUCUGUUCUGCCUGACAAAUGUCAUCUACCAGUAGUUUACUUCAUGAUACUCUUCUUGGAUAAUUUAUGAGGCAAACUGUUUUAUCUUUAUUGAUGAAGGCUCCAAGGAUUGGGGAGGAGGAAUGGGUGGAGCUUGUUAAAACAGAAUUCAUUCUGCUGAGCUGCCAACUCUGGGACAGCUAAACUUCCCCACUGAAAUAAGCCUGAGCCUUGAUGGACCUUGUGACGCACAACCUUUUCCUUUUAAGAAUGGAGAAAAACAAAACAAACCCAAAAAGAAUGGAUUCACCCUUGGCAAUAACAAUGCAUUUGAGACAUGAUUAACUCCUCUUAGCAUCCUGUGGAUAAAUUUGCCUCAUUCAAAUUUUGAAUCUUGUAGGAAGUUUCCGCAGACUUCUUCAUCCCACCCAAAAUAGCAGGCUGUAAAAUUGUAGUGCCAUUGCACAUGGAAUAGAUUUAAGCAGCCCCCAAUUCCUUGUACAUACUAGCCAUUUUUUAAUAUACCUCAAACAAAACAUUCCCUUCUGACUCCCUGCUGUCACUUUUUAAAUUAAUGACUGGAAGCAAGAAAAUGGUGUCCUGCCUGGGAUCAGUCACCUGAAUGAAUCAUAAGACCAGCCCUGAGUCCAUCUUCCUUCCAUUAUCUUUCCAUUUUAACAAUUUCCAGAGGGAUAGCUGUGCUGUUGCUUUUAAUUACAAUUAGCUUGGUGUUCUUUGUUACAAAAAACAAACAACAAAAAACCAUCACAUUUAAUUAACAUAGACUUCCCCCACACCCAAAUAAUGUUUCAUAUGUGGAUUUAGAUCAGGCAUAGACAAACUGCCCUCCAGAUGUUUUGAGACUACAAUUCCCAUCAUCCCUGACCACUGGUCCUGUUAGCUAGGGAUGAUGGGAGUUGUAGUCCCAAAACAUCUGGAGGGCCAAGUUUGCCUAUGCCUGAUUUUUACAUGAAUUGUUUUAAAUAACUAUACAUUCUUGUUUAAGGUACAUAAACUCCUUCCUUGAGAGGAAUAAAAAAAAAUUCACCUGUAUAUAAAACAUAGCCACAUAAUGUAAAUGUGUGUGGUCAGUCACAUUUGGGAUUAGUUAGCAGCUGUGUUUGUCUUACGGAUAAUGCUGUAAUAUGUGUUGUGCACUACAUACUCUUGAUAAUGCAUUCUCACAGGGAAUUUGAAGUUGAGAAAUCACUUCAUAUUCCCUAUAAGAAAUUUGGUACCCCAAAUAGGGUUUUUUAAUAGUAUGUAUCAAAGACUAUUAUCCACAAACUUCCUGAAUACCAAACAUGAACAGAUGUUUGGGAUUCUUUUAGGUUUAAAUAUAUCUUGUUUUAAAAUGCUUUUUAAAAACUCUGUUGCAUCUUUGACUGAAAAGUUGCAGCUACAGAUGAAAUGGGUGGUUGGAAAAAGUAUUCACCUUCAGGUGUUAACAUUUUCUCUCUCUAAUAAUUCUUCUAUGUAAGUAAAUUGGAGAUCUAAGGGAGUAAUACGGCUAAAUAGUUGCCAUCAUGCAGGUAUUGGGAGUGAUUAAUCAUCAGAGAGAUAUGCCUGCAAGCUCUGUUAUCUUCUCCUCUGGCAGGAUCUGUUUGUCUCAUUCUCCCCCAAGUGAUAAUUUGUUUGCUGUGCACAAUUUUAAGUUGCAUGUGACACAAGGUAUCAUUUAAAGAACAAUGCAGAUUAACUGAAUUCAAGAAAAUGUUUUGGUUUCUGACCAACAAACAAACAGAGGCUAAACAGAAAAAUAAAUAAAUUGGAUCUUAUUUGAGUAUAGGAUGGAUAAAUCUGCAUGUGUAUGUAUUUAAUUUAUUAAAAAAACUGCACUGAAAACCAUCUAAACAUAUGCAUUUGAAUAUAUAUUAUCUCAUAAGAGUGUCAAUUAAAAAUCACUGUUACGAAGUUGGGGACCUGAAAAUUGUUGCACUGUGUAGAGAAGCGCAAAAUAAGGCAAACAGCUAUGUUCCAGUGCACAAAUUAUUGUGGAUCCACUUUUGUACUGGAAGUGGUAAAGACUGAAUGUCUCAGGCAUACCUAGUAGAGUUAUACUGCAGGGUUCCUAGAGUGAAUGGCAGGCUAGUUGUUGAAGGCUGUUGAAGCCUGAAAAAUCAUAUCUAAAAUGAGAGCUGGAAAAAAAGUUUCCACUUUAAAAUGUACAAAGAAGGAGCAGCCGUGUCAUUAGUUCAUCCCGUUUUGAAAGUUCAUCAAGUUGAUUCAGUGCUGGCUGUUGGCCAAGCAUGUCUGAAUUAUAAAUACUGUUGUCUGACCAGGGCCAAGUCUUGCCUAGCUGUUGCACUUACAAACUUAACCUUCAGCUAUCUGUGCUCAAAUACCAACAUUCUUCGCCGGUGUCCCUGUUACUUGGCACUGGAAACCCAAUUCUACUUCUGAGCUGUUAAGCUUUACUAAACUCUUCACUGCUAAGUGUGCAAUGUUACACUGAAGCUUACAAUGAGGUCUGUUGUUCGGCUGAAUGGAAAUGUUUGUUUAGACAGCUUUUGCACCCAAGUUCUUAGAUAACAUAUGUUUAAACUCCAGUAUUGUAGGUAGUUCAGUCAAUUCACAAUCAGUAGUUUAUAGGUUCAGAUGUUGCAGAGGCUUGUUCAGCAGUAAUACAAAUUAAUCACUGGCGACAUUUGGAAGGCCACAGUUUCCUCACCCCUGAUACAAACCUUUGACAAUUUGCUGCAGGAGGCUAAUAUGCCUGCUUUUUCAGGAACUAUAACCCUCCACCUUCCUUACUUUGUUGUCUUUACAAAUGCCCUACACUACAUUUAUUCAUACCCGUUGUAGGCACUGAAGUAUAGAUUGAAAUCCUAUACACACUUAAGUCCCAUUGAACUUCAUAAGUUCAGUAUUUCUGAGUAGACAUGCAAAAGACUGCACUAUUAAGUAUCUUAAUACAGCAAAGGCCAGUGUAAUGUUUAAGGCAGCAAUCCAGACUGGGGCAGAGGGAGCAUGGCAUGGCAGAUUCACUACUGGAUCAGGCAGAAGGUGGUAGCAUAGUGUUUGCACCUAUUUUGCUAUGGCAGCUCUGGAUUGGCACAGCACAGAGGCCCAAACUGUGUCAGUUUACAGAACCUGGACCAUCGCUGGCCCUGCUGCCACCCCAGGGUCCCAUUUUGAGACAUUCUGCUGGCUGCUUCAGAAUGCAGGUGCAGAAGGGGCCUGCCACUACUGAAUCCUACUCUUUGCCAGCAGCACUGAUCAAGGAAUAGGAUUGCUCCUAUUAAAUACAAGUAAGCUAUCUGUGUUAAUAAACACAAGCAAGCACCAGAGUUCUAUCUGCAGCCCAACUAAACCAGGCUAUUCGGCUACACUAGAGUUUAGUUCUACCGAAGUUAAUGGGACAAAAACAGGGCUAAAAUGAAAUACCUGGGUUCCUGGAGUCGUGCAGUAAGCCGCUUAUGCCACCUGCCCACAAAUUGAGGAUUUUGUGACUUCACAAAUUGGUUGUGAGGCUAAUACUUGAGCUUUGAAAGAGAAUUACUUAAUCGCUUUUGACUAUAAUUGUUAAAGGGAUCAAAGGUUCAUAGAGACCUGAAGAAGCAGUGAGGCAUGCUCCUAUAUUUCUACCCCAAGGUGUAUAAUUAUUAGGCAGUAUAGUUUUAACACAUAAAUCCAGGCUUGUAAUGGGAUGUGCAGAUACAAUUUGAAUUACGAGAGAUCUUGAACCUUGCUGUAAGACCCAUGGCCAAUGCACAGAGAAAUGAGAAGCGGACAAACACGAAGUUCCAAGCCAUUGUUGCUUUUUGUUGUCUCCUGGGGAGCAAUGCUUUUCCUUCCAGAAGUACCUAACUUUCCUUGGCUUACAUGGUAGGGAAUGCUUAGGCGAUUCAUAUGGAAAUGCUUCCCUUCUCAGAAUAGCCAUAUGCUUGUUAAUUUCUGACCCAGUGGCAUCCUCUUGCUGACUUCCUUGUUGUGCGAUGAUGAAGGGAGUGCCUGGGAAGAAAGGGGAAAUUGAUGAGGCCUCCCAUCUUUUUGGUUUUACGCACCCAUGUGUUUCAGGACUGACUUGGCUGCUCCUCUCCCCAGCUUUUAUGGCCACUUGUAGUUCAUACUGGGUCACCAGUGAUUGAUUGGUAGCGUUGACUGGCGCUUAAGGAAUUAGAAACUGCACAGGGGUCAGCUCAGAUAUGUAGCCAGGAGGGCUUUUAGGCACAAUGGAGGGUGGAGUUAGGGUGACAUAGACUGAAAACUUAACAUGAACACCAUUUAAAAACCGCCACUUUUCUCCAGCACGUCCCCACCCUCAGGAUGUGAGCUGCCUCCUGUGUCUGAAAAUACCCUGCCUCGGACUCAGUUGCCUGAGAGAGGAAAUUGAGAGUCUCCUCCCUGAGGAAAUGCAAUGCACCCGUCUGCCUCUCAGCCGGGGCAAUUGAUCUUCCAAGUGGGCAAAGACUUGACAGCAGAAAGUGAAGGAAUUUCCUUAAGCUUCUUCACAGUGAAAGAGCUGAACUUGGCGUUAAAGAGGGCCGUUUCCCGCCCCAUUCAACUGCGUGUCCUGCUCUUGAGUAAAACCCCCUUGAGGAAUGAUUUUGUGUGUGCGUGUGGAGGCGACUGACUGAAGAAGACGCUCCUUCGGCGGGAUUUGUCAAGGCCCCUUGAGAGGAUUGCUCGGCGGCGAAGGGGGUGGGCGGCUGUGAGGGGUGGGGGGGCGUCGGGGAGGAGCGAAGACCGCCGCGGACUCCGGUCUCGCGAAGAAAUGGGCAGGAGCGGCGGGGGCGCCCAGGGAGCCGGAGAGGCAGGGGGCUGACUGGAAGCUCUGUCGAAGGGGGACAGCAGGGAGGCUUCUUCCUCCGGGAAGUUUUUUUCCGUGUGGAGGCGUCCGCCUCUGAUGCAGUGAAGAGACGAGCCACCCCCCUCCCCCCCUUGGUAGGUAUGCCUGCCUGCGCGCCGUGUGCGUUGACUGCGGUGCUUCGUGUGAGGGGGUGCAAUGGCCAUCCGUUUUAGAGCGACGGUAGCUUAGAGGGGGUGCGGGAAUCGGGGUCUGAGGAAUUUUGUGUUAGGGGGGAGGUAUGACAGGGGGGGAGCCCGAAAGAAACGCUCUCCCCUUCUUUUUUAUUAUUAUUGUUUAUGCUUUUUCGGCUCCCCUGAGGCGUUGCGCACGCCAGCGGGUGAAGCCCUCCGCCCCGCCCGGGCCGCAGAGCAGCCUGUGGCGUUUGCAGCGGUGCUUCGGGCUUGCGGAGACUGCACGCGCUUCUCAUUGGUCGCGAGGAGUCCCGCGCUGCAGUCCCUGGCGAGCCCAGGGGAGCGAAGGAGGAGCGCGCGCGGGGAGAGCGAGCGCGAAGUGAAGGCGAGGCGAAGCAGUUGGCGUAGGAAGGGCAGCCUCCUGCCUCACCGAAAAAGGGGGCGAGCUUCCCUAUCCUGAGGAAGCCUGGGCAUCUCCCUUCUUCCGCGCCCCGCACAAGUUCCCCAUUCAUAAGUUCCAGUUUUAAAAGUAAAGCCACCCAUCCAUGUCAUGGGGUGGGGGGGAGUUAUUGUCUGGUCCCAAACAGAGAUAAGUGCUUGGGGUUUCUUUCCCCCCCCUUUUGUAAUGAAGAUCCUUCCCCCCCCCGGGGGGCCUUCUGCUUCCGUGCCCCCUCCUUUUUUAACAAGAGGCUUAUCGCUUUCAUGAUAAAUAAAUAAAUGGUCCAUGCACACUUCUUCAGACACGCUGAAAGAGAAGUCACCAGACCCUUAUAUAUAGUGGGAGGGUGGGGAGGGGUUUUUCACAGAAGGGUAGUAAGAGAUGGGUACAUGGGUUUACCAUACGCACUGAGUCAUUGGUGACUUCUGUUUCAGUGUGUCUGAAGAAGUGUGCAUGCACACGAAAGCUUAUACCCAGAACAAACUUAGUUGGUCUUUAAGGUGCUAAAGCUAAAGGGUAAAGGGACCCCUGACCAUUAGGUCCAGUCGUGGCCGACUCUGGGGUUGCAGCGCUCAUCUCGUUUUACUGGCCGAGGGAGCCGGCGUACAGCUUCCGGGUCAUGUGGCCAGAAUGACUAAGCCGCUUCUGGCGAACCAGAGCAGCACACGGAAACGCCGUUUACCUUCCCGCUGGAGCGGUACCUAUUUAUCUACUUGCACUUUGACGUGCUUUCAAACUGCUAGGUUGGCAGGAGCAGGGACCGAGCAACGGGAGCUCACCCUGUUACAGGGAUUUGAACCACUGAAAUCCUAGGCUCUGUGGUUUAACCCACAGCGCCACCCGCGUCCCUUUAAGGUGCUGCUGGACAAUUAUAUAUAUAUAUAUAUAUAUAUAUAUAUAUAUAUAUAUAUAUAAAUUUAUUUUGACUGUGUCAGACCAACAUGGCUACCUAUCUAAAUCCGUUUUCAUUAGUCAACAUUUAAAAGUUCAGUGCAUUCCAUUGUGGCAGAAAGUUGGGAUAGAAAUGUCACACAGAAGUAAUUCACUUCUUGGGCACCUUUUCUCUUUUUUGCCUGCACCUCUGAGGAAGAAGGGCAUCCUGGCAUUUCUGCCCCAGAGCCCUGAGCAUUUUUGUUGUGCCAAUUUCUCUCCUCUUACUCCUGUAGACAUGCCACAGAUGGAGGACGUUUAAUUCAUCAGACCUGCCUGCUGGAAAUGACUUUUUUUUUUUUAAAGGCAGGCAGCUUUGACCAAAAUGUAGCAAAGAUCUUCCAAGUUUAAAGCCGAAAUCUUCAAGCCAUUAAAAAAAUAACAUAAAGAGGAAGUCAUUCAUAAGUAAGGUUUGGUAGAGGGAGUCUUAAACACUUCAGAGAGACUAUUCCUGACUCAAGUAGUUUGUAUAGACUGCAUCCUGUGGACUUUUGGGAGUAAGGCCCCCAUUGGGUCUUCUUAGUAGACACAAAUAAGAUUCCCCUUUAAAGUGAAGUUAAAGCAUUCUCUCCCCACUCCAAAUAAAGCCCCACAUGUUGGCUUUUAUUUUUAUUUUUUAAAGAAUGGGGCUAAUUUAUAUGCAAAUCUACUGCUUACUUUACUACUUCCUUGAACAGUUUUCUUUGUAAAUGAUUUCCCUCCCCAAAGUUAGAGUGGUAAGUUUUAACAAAGAAGUAUGGUGUUCAAGAGCCAACAGGUGAUGGGAGUGAAACCUGAGUAUAUAUUUACACUGGAGUAAAAUCUGGCCGCUGUUUCCUAUGGUGGCUGUUUAAAGAGAAAUGUAAAGCAUAUAUCAAUAGGGAUAUUUUAAAAAGUUAGAGGAAAAACUACUUCUUUGGGAUAUUGCUUUCCUACCCUGAACUGUUUUGUUGAGCUUAAUUUCCAUCGAGACAAAGCCUUUUGUGUGUUUCCAUCCUAAUUAAUAUGUCAGUGCUUUUCCUCUGCAAGAUACAGCCAAGCAUUUCUAAAACCUCAUUUCUUUCCUGUGGGUCUUUUCCUGGGAGUAAAUCCCAUUGACCUCAAUGGGACUUACUUCUGAGUAGACACAUAUAUAGAAUUAUGCCAUUGAAUCUAUUCCAGUGGCACAUUGGAUCAUGCCUAUAGAGAUUUAGAGGGACAAAUAUAAUGUGUAUUGUGAUAUCUGAAGAUAAAGAGAAACUGAAAUAUUUUAAUCAACAUCUAAGAUCUUUUUGCUAUUUUUUGUUUUGUUUCUCAAGUGUUACUAAAGUGUAAAUGAUUUCAAUAUAGAAUUGAAUAAGUCUGGUUCCCUAUCACCCCUUCCUCUUGCACUUGAAAUAUAUGUAUGUUAAUAUCCAGCUUUGGUAAUAUUGCCACUCCUUGCUCUCUUAAUAUCAUGCACAUUAGAACAGCAACAAAGACACCUGCUUUUUAACCUCAAGUUCUGACCCUUUGGGUUAUAGUUGCAGUGUACUGUGAGCUAGGGGUGUGAUAUGCAUCUUGAAUUCCCCAUAGCCUUGUUAACAAGCAGUUUAACAAAAAGUUGUUAAACAAUUUGCCCUGCAGGACAGAGUUAAACAGCAGGGGGCAGGGAAGGAUGUUUGUGUAACUGGCCUUAUGAAUUGUGACCUCUUACGAUCUGGUCAGAGGUGACCACAGAGCAUACAUACUCUGGGAGCUGGAAAUCUUAACAUAAGGGCUAGUUUCACACAUGGCUUCAACUGUUGCCCAGAGAACAAGGAUACAUCUAUCUUUUAAAACUGGGUGUCUCUGGUAGCUUUUAUGCAAAGAGUUCUUUAGAACAGCUUUUUAUUAAAUGACAAUAGGUGAAAUUUACACUGGUGUAUAUCUAAAUGUCAUAAUCAAAUUACCCUUUAAUCCAAUUACAUGGUUAAUAAUUGCUCAUUCACCAGUACAAGGAUUCUCUUUGUAAGCUUUAGUAGUUAGCCAGCACUUAUACAGAGGUGGCACUUAAGGUCAUUCGUGUUCUGCAGAACAGAGCAGGAAGAUGUCACAUAGUAUUUUCUUCUAUUCUUCAUCACAACAGUAGAUGUAGAUGUUUAACACAAUCUACAAUGGUAUCAUGAGCUGAGAACUUUCAGCCUGUUCUUCACUCAUAUAUUAAAUACAGUGGUACCUUGGGUUAAGUACUUAAUUUGUUCCGGAGGUCUGUUCUUAACCUGAAUCUGUUCUUAACCUGAAGCACCACUUUAGCUAAUGGGGCCUCCCGCUGCUGCCGCGCUGCCGGAGCACGAUUUCUGUUCUCAUCCUGAAGCAAAGUUCUUAACCCGAGGUACUAUUUCUGGGUUAGUGGAGUCUGUAACCUGAAGCGUAUGUAACCUGAAGCGUAUGUAACCUGAGGUACCACUGUACAGGUUUUUUUAAGGGUUUUUUAAUGAAUAUAGUUAGUUCUAAAACUUGAUUUAAAAUUAACUUAUAAGUACCAAGCAUUGUUGCUGCUUAAGCAGAAACAGUACCUGGAAUGUGUGCAAAGUUGGUUUUUUCUUUUUAAAAAACACAUUUUAAUAAGCAAUUUUAUACAUUAGCCUUCAGUUCCUCCAGUGCAGACGAAGAUACUCUUAAGACUAUAUUUAUUUUGUUAAAUUAUUUUUCUCCCACCCUUUUAUAUGUAUAUACUCAGGGCAACAUAACAAUCAUAUAAAUAGAUAAAUACAGUAAUGUCUAUCAAAACAAAAGGCAACAACAGUUAAACAUAAUAGUAAAAUCUGAGGGUUGUAAUGCAGCCUAAAAUUAACUUAACCAUCAUUUAUAACUGGGUGGGAGCCUGGGGUCCUCCAGAUGCUUCUGGACUCCAGCUCCUAUUAUUCCAUGGUGGCUGGAACUGAUGGAAAUUGAAGUCAGCAACCACCUGCAUGGCCUUUAUGUUCUCCACCCCUGAUUAUAAAAGUUAAGAGAAAUGGAGAAAUCCUGAUGCUGGGAACCCAAUAUAAGAUGGUGGCUUCCAGGCAAGCUAAGCUGCCUCGGAAGAGCAUUCCAAAGGUUAGGGUGACACAGCUGGGAAGGCCCUUUGCUCAGUUCCCGGUUUCCUCACUGCAGAAUGUGAGGGUACCCAAAAGACGGCUUCAAAAUAUGGAAAUUGUGAAUGGGCCGGUUCAUGUGGCACUUUGUUUUAGUGGCUUAAAAGCAGGCUUUUGCUUUUUUUCAAAUAUUCUCUUAUUUAAUGUGGCUUAUUGAACAAGAUUGGUGAAGGAGGCUGAGCAAAUUCUCAGUCUUUUACAUUGGGACUGUCUAACCUAGAGGAAUGGCAAUGCUGGCCAAAAUAUGUGUUGUGUCCAGAGAGUCAGCAAGGUAACUUAAUUAGUUUUAUUUAGUGUUCCGCCUAAACCCGUCCUCUAAUUUUCUUUCCCUGCAAAGAGAGGCUUCUUCUCCCUCUUUUUUCUCUCUGCCUCAUUUGCAGACUGCUCGAUAAAUAAUUUUAAAAUGUAUAAUUUUGGUUGGUAUUGAGCAGGCUUCCUCAACCUCAGCCCUCCAGAUGUUUUGAGACUACAAGUCCCAUCAUCCCUGACCACUGGUCCUGCUAGCUAGGGAUCAUGGGAGUUGUAGGCCAGAAACAUCUGGAGGGCCGAGGUUGAAGAAGCCUGCUAUUGAGCUUAUUUAAUCUUUGUGAGGUUUCAUUUUGUAUGGCUUUUCUUUCCACGGACCAUUUCUUCAGUGCUCUGCAUUUCCCUGCAGCUGCCCAUUAGUUUCCUGAUCUAAAAAACAAACAAAAACAACCACGUUGGAGGAGAGAUAUCUUCCUCUGGGAUUAAGAGUGGGAACCUGGGGAGAUUGGCUACCAAGUUCCUAAAUUUCUGUGUGUUUGCCAAGUUUCUCUUUAGUAUUAUUUUAAGGUAAAGGUAAAGGGACCCCUGACCAUUAGUCCAGUCAUGGCCGACUCUGGGGUUGCGGUGCUCAUCUCGCUUUAUUGGCCGAGGGAGCCGGCAUACAGCUUCCGGGUCAUGUGGCCAGAAUGACUAAGCCGCUUCUGGCGAACCAGAGCAGCACACGGAAACGCCGUUUACCUUCCCGCUGGAGCGGUACCUAUUUAUCUACUUGCACUUUGACGUGCUUUCAAACUGGCAGGAGCAGGGACCGAGCAACAGGAGCUCACCACCGUCCUUCUGAUCGACAAGUCCUAGGCUCUGUGAUUUAACCCACAGUGCCACCCUAGUCCCAGUGUUAUUUUACCCCCUUUAAAAAAACUUAGGCAGUGAUUCCUUGGAAAUACUAGAGCAAUAAUAUGUAGAAUGAAGCAGUGCCCUCCCUUCUUAAAAAGUGUUUAGGGGUACUCUCAUUUUGACUCAAGAAAAUCACCAUUUUAUAGUUCAAAUCGGGAAAAAUAAAUACAGUAAAUGGACAAAAGUACAAAAAAAUCACAAAAUGUUUAGGGGUAUGCUUACCCCUGCGACUCCCCCCCCCCCCCAGAAAAAAAAGCACUGGAGUGAAGGAAUGGGCAGCCAUCAAAAACAGCGUCCACCUUGAUAGUAAGGUAAAUGCCUUGCACUUCAUCCAUAAGAAUUUUUCUCUCCUUAGAAAAUUAUAAAAUCCAGUGUUUCUCCCCCUCAUUAAUAGAGAAUGGUUGAAAACACUGCAGAAGAAAUUUUCAGCACAGUGCAGUUUCCUAGUGAAGAAGACAACAACAUAGAAUUAUUAAAGUGCUGUUUUUGAAAUUGUGGAUUGGGUCAAAGAAACUGAGCAGCAGGGAAGUAACGUUUGGUUCGUUAAGUGCUGUAAUUGGUAAGCUCUGUAUAGUACUGAAGCUAAUGCAGUCUUUGGAUGCUUAAAUAGAAGCAUAAUGUCUAGAUUACAAGUGUCUAGACUGCAAAAAAAAGUCAUAGUUCUGUUCUAUUAUGCACUUACUGGUCAGACUUCAUGUGAGGUGGCCAGUUCUGGCUACUGUAUUUUAAGGAGGAAACUGGCAAAACCCAUAUUGGUAAGGUCUCUGGAAAUGCAAGUCCCAGGAGGAAUGGCUGAAAGAGAUAAGCAUGCUUGGAAAAGACUAAUGGGAGCAAUAACUGUUUCCUGAUAUCUGAAGGGCUGUUUUGCAGAAGAUGGAGCAGUCUUUUUCUCUACUUUCAGAGCACAGCAUUGGCGCUAAUGGGUAGAAACCAAAUUUUGGUUAAACAUAGGAAGCUUUCCCCAAUCAGUAAGCGCCUCAAUAGUGGUCUAUUUCUUCAUUGGUGGCUUUUAAGCAGAGGCUGUAUUGUAGAGUUACUGUGGAGCAUGGAGCUGACCUCCACAAGUUAUUUCCAGUGCUUGUAACUGUAUUUGAGUUCUAUUGCUUCAGCAUACACAAGCAGAGUAUGAUCUGGGUUUUGCUUCCGUUUACUCUUAGAAAACUCUUGGGCAAAACGUAAAAGGUGCCCAUCUAUGGAUAAUAUAUAUGAUUACAAGUGCAUCUUUGGGAUCCAAAUGAAUGCCUGUAUAUUUCAUGAUAUUUUGAACCAUCAUUGUGCUCUAUGUUCUUGGAAUGGCUCCUUUCCAGUUACUGUAAUCAAUAAAAUGGCAUAGCUGAUCUUCAGUAUAUAAAUUAAAGUAUUAAUUAGCACUUUCUUUUUUUGAGACUGCAUUCCUAACACACACGUAACUAGUGUGGCCUAAAUGUCAAAUUAUUUUUGCUACCAGCAAUGUGCUGAAUAAAAUUAAACUUACUGCGAAGAUUUGUUGCAUAUAAUAUUGAUUUCUUUUCAUCUAGCAUUUUGCAUUCAAGGAAAAGAGGCAGAUUUGAAUGCUGAAGGGACUGUAGUAUUACUUGUUUCCCCCCUUAAAUUUUUGCAAAUGACACCAAGAGAUAAGAGUUAGCAAAAUCUGUUCUACUAACAUGAAACUGAAGGAGAUAAACUGUUAGAUGGUCCCUCUACCACACACAGCUAUCAGAUUGCAUAGGAAGGACAGGAAGUUCAUUCAAGACAACAAAAGGAAAAGGAGGGGCAGAGGUGAGAGAACAAUAGGGGGUAUAUUUGUAGCUCACACAUGGACCAAAUUUAAUCUUGGCAAACGUAUUGAGUUUGACUUAUUUUCACUGUCCAAAAUGUGCAGUUCACUGCCUAGAAAAGCAUGCACUGAUUGGUUUACCAGGGUUAAAACAAAUUUGUACUUUAAACCACAUUGAGUUGCCCCUUGUAAUAAUUCCAACAGUUGUCUCUCUGUGCUAUAGAUUUAACUUGCAGAAGUUAUCUGAUGGGAGGGGAUGACUCAUCUUCCACAGUGAUAACCCUGUUUAUAAGUAGCGAUGGUUCUUAUUGAUCUCAAAAUUUGUGUAUGAGAGGAAUUCAACAUUGCGCUAAGGCAAACGUUCCAUCAGAAAGUAAGCUUACUCAACACAGCAUUUCCCCUCUGCUGCCUGUCUGUGCCCUGUUUUAGGGGUUCUCCCAACCCCAACCAAGCCAAUUUUGGAAGGGGCAAGAGGAAGUCUUUUUGCGCUAGUGGAAGUCCGUGUGUGGGCUUCUGCUAGUUGGGACUAACUAGUUUAAUACAGCCCUAUGUUUCUCAAAUUAGCUUCGCAUAUUAACACAUAUUUCAGGGUCUAACUCAGCAUAUUAUUAAAUAAUUGCAGUCUGUAACUUUUUUGUAAGUAGCUAUCACUACCACCAUAGAACCCCAAAGCACAUUUUUGCUUGGGGAAGUUCAUUUUAGUGGUUUAAAUAGUGACACUUCUUUCCAAUAGUGUGUUUGCGUUUCUAAUUAAAAGCUAAAAGUUGUGUCUCGUCUAGUUUGAGAUCUUUUGUUAAAGCCCAGUGCAUUUUACAAGUUGAAAUCAUGCAGCCAGGAGCAAGCAGUUCAGCGAAGCACAAAUAUUUAUCAUUAUGCCACUGAGCGUGAGAUGCUGUGAAUAAGCAUCUAAAAUGUCCCAGAGUAUAUGUAAGAAUUGCCUUGGGAUCGUUUAUGAUGACCCAACCACAUCAUACAUUUCUUGGUAUUUUUUCCCCCAUUUGCUAAUUCUGUAUCUUUAUUUAUAUUAUAGAAGUAUUUCUCCAUUACACCACUGCUCAGUCUGUAGAGUUUUUGUGGGUUUGGGCUUUAAAUUUUUAGAAACACGUGAUUAAAAAACCCUCAACUGUUUAUUUGAAAAACAGGCUUGGUUUUUUUUAACCCCCUUGGGCUGUUAUCACAUAAUAUGUAUGCACACCAGAGAGUUUGACAUUUCUUUGUUUUGAAAACGGCAACCAAGAUUUUUUGUUGUAACAUUUUACUUUCCAACUUGUUUUCAGAGCUCUUAAUUGAUGAACUGCAACUGAGUAUCCUGACACUUCCCUACUGACCGUGUGUGUUUUAGAAAUGGAGCCAAAAGGAGGCAACCUGACAUUUGGCUUCCAGCGAAGCUCGACAUCUGAUGAUGACUCUGGCUGUGCCCUAGAAGAAUAUGCAUGGGUUCCUCCAGGUCUUAGACCUGAACAGGUAAGAGCAGAAAUUACUCAUUUCAAGUUUACAAAAAGAGGCGGUUCUUUUAUUUGUUAAUUUGAUUUAAAACAUUUUCUACAGCAAGUUAUUUGUCGGACCUUAACUUCUUUGACCCUUAAGUGUCCUUUUGUGCUGACAUGCAUAGUCAGUGGUCCAAAAGCAAAAGAUUAACCCAAUUUCCCCUCACUUAGGCAGCGCUGUUCUCAUGAUUUUCUGCAGGAAAUGAUAGUCAAACUUUGAACUCCUUAACCUUAACUGUGUAGAUGAAGCAAAAGACCUUAUUUUAUAUUGGGGAUUUGACAGUAUUUUUGUUAAUCUUAACUUAAAAACAAUACCACCCACAGAGCAAAAUAAACUUUUGGUGGAAUAAUUUUAUUUUUUGAGACCUACACUGAAAAAAAGGACAAGUUCUUAGUGGAUCUCCACUUUUAUCAGAUGGGAAAUGGAGUUUCUUCCAACCUUCUUCCAAAGAUAAAAAUUCAACAGUUUCUAGCAAAGUUCACAUGGAAAUAAUUAAUUUACAAAACAAUGUUUGUUUCUUUAUUUAACCUGUAAGAUUAAAGCCUGUUGAUUAUAACUGUUAUUUUUUCUGGAUAUCUUCACUCGAUGGGUGAUAAAAUGCAGAAAGAAAAUGUGGAAUUUUAACAGACUUGCUGACAAUCCUUGAAGGAUGUGGAAAUUAGAUGUGCAUAAUUUAUGGCACCCCUAAUUGUCACUGCAAAUAGCAUUCCAAAACAGCAAUUCAACAGCUGGGUGCUGGCUAUCUGAGGCAAUCCAGUUUCACAGAGUUGGCUCACCUGCUCUUCUUAGCAAGAGGAAUGCAAACUUUGCAGAACAUCUAAAGAAGAAAAUCCUAGUGUCUUUUGUUAAAAAACAACAAAACCCUAAGAUAACAGCAGUAGAUAAGAGGGAGCGCAUGGGUCAUUAUGUAUAUUUCUGGUCUCUGUUCAGGUACAGCUCUACUUUGCUUGUUUGUCUGAGGAGAAGAUCCCUUACAUUAACAGUCCAGGAGAAAAACACCGAAUUAAGCAGCUUCUGUAUCAGCUGCCACCCCACGAUAAUGAGGUAGAUAUGGUCAAGCAUUUCUUGUCCUGCAGUCCGGGCGGAGGGACCAAUUUGCUGAAUGUGCAACAAGCCUGCGAUUUCUCAAUUACGGCACUGUGUUAUAAGGAACUAUUAUAUCUGGCCACAGUUCUCCAUUCGCUGGCAAACUCCUGAAUGGAUUACUGUGGUACGUCAUGCAUGGGUCUCCCUUUGAAGACAGUAUAUAGAUGGUUCAGUUGGUACAGAAUAUAGCUAUAUUCGGUACCAACUGAAACUUCUAUAUACUGUCUUCAAAGGCAGACCUAUGCACGACGUAAUGCUGUCAUCAUUUUGACUGCAGAGUUUAUUCGGGUAGUAAGAGUUCCACUUCUUGUUCACUUCUGAGGCCGGGCACUGAUACUUUGAAUGACUUGAGACAUAGCUACCUGAAGUUUCUUCCUCUGUUAGGGGUGUAGGUGACACUAGAAUUUAUGGGAUUACCUGGCACCAGUAUUGCUAUCUUUUCAGCACCAGGCUAUUAAAUAAAACAUCCUAGGCUUUUGAAAUGCAUUUGGCAUUUUACAAUCUUGCUGGCUGUUAGUAUGUGCUGGUUGCUUUACUGUGUGGCUUAUGAUAUUUUAACUUUGUCAAAAGCCCUUCACCAGAUAAUGUUGUAUAGAUUUAGUAAAUAAAAGUGUGUUGCAAGAGAUCACGAGAUUCCCCUCUACAGAGGAAUCUACCUUCUGUGUAUUUGCAUGAUUCCCUGCUCUGGUGUGCCAGCAAACUACUCGGAUAGCAGGUAAAUACUGCUGCAUCUCUGCAUCUGUUGUGAUCAUCAUUCCUGGUGCAAAGAUGCAGAGACACAGCAGGAUGACCUGAAAAGGAGUACACUAGGAAGGCCAACUCACACAGAAACACAGGAGGUGAAGUUCUCUGAGGCAAGUAGCUCUCUUGUACACUGAAUGCAAAUGUCUUUGGAUAUAAGUAACCAAACUUCUCAGCUUUUUCCUUUGAAAAGUACUUGCUUAAUGAUAUCCUACAGUGAGUAUAGGUGCUGGAUGCAGUAGAGGUUUGGGCUGGGCAGGUUGGGUUUGUAGUAUCUCAUUAAAGGUUCUAGACAAGAAGCUACUGUCAAGGCUUGGGGCAAGUACUGUUUGCUAAGUCUCAGGGGUGUAUCAAUUGAAUGUAAUGUUAACUGUGCAAUGUUUUCCCAAACAGCCCUAAAUUACAAAACCCUGAGGCUCAUACAGUGUAUAUACCUAAUCAGGUUUUAAUCUCUUCCAUCCCUUUACUUCACUGUUACAGUCUAAAAGAAAAAAAUCCUGGAAGGAACUCUGCUUAAAGCAUAUUGUAUUAACUUGUAAAACUAAAUAUCCUUAUACCAUCUCCAAAAAGCAACGUCUGCAUAUAGAGUAGAACUGCACACACAUCUUGUGAUGGUUGUCUCAUGUCACUGUACCAGUUCCCAUUACCAAAGACCUGAAUCAUUGAACAGGAGUAAAAAUGUCAGAAGGAAUCUGUUUUCAGCUCUCUUCCAUUUUGAUGGACAUAGUCACUUCUGAGAUAGAUUUCUGAGGAAAGGCAGACUGGUUUUUAUAUAUAUAUAUAAAAGUGCAUUUCUUUCCAAUAUAACUAGCAUAGAUCUUACAGUUGUUAUCCUUUCCUUUUGGUGAAGGUGCGAUACUGUCAGUCUCUAAGUGAAGAAGAGAAGAAGGAACUUCAAAUAUUUAGUUCACAACGAAAGAAGGAAGCUCUGGGACGAGGCACGGUGAAGUUGCUCUCAAGGGGAGUGAUGCAUGCACUUUGUGAGCAGGUAACGUUCUUAUUACCCAAAUUAAAAAUAGUGUUGGACCUGUGUGAAGCUCAACUGUGGAUAUUUAAAUCUACAUAAGAACCAAAGUUAAUGGACUAAAGCUUGAAAACUGCACAAAUUUAAUAAGGCUGCAUAAAAGGUAUGCAGUUCAGCUCUGUUAAAAUGGAAAGAGCAAGUAAAUAUUGAACUAGAAUAAACUGUUAAUUAUGUUAAUUGGAAAAAAGCAGGAUGGAAUUAGGCUAUAAAGUAUGGUGAAGAUCCAACAUUCAUACAACAGAAAACUAAUUUGAACUUGCCUGUUCAUUUGUAUUUUAUUUUCAGUGUGGUACAAAGAUCAGCGGAGGUGAAGUUGCAGUAUUUGCCUCAAGAGCUGGGCCUGGAGUCUGCUGGCACCCAUCCUGCUUUGUGUGUUUCACAUGCAAUGAACUACUAGUUGACUUAAUCUAUUUCUACCAAGAUGGAAAAAUUCAUUGUGGAAGGCACCAUGCUGAACUACUCAAACCGCGUUGCUCGGCAUGUGAUGAGGUAAUACCACAUUCCCAUAACACUUAAAAGCCGGAGGUCGAAAUGAGAAUUGUGUUCUUUGCUCAGUUAAGCAGCUAGCUUCCUGAAGACAACUGAAAACUUAAGGGUUGUAUUCUACUAACUUUUGCUUAGACUAAGACCCACUGAAAUAAACACGUUGAAUACCACCCUGAGAUUCUCUGGACUUUUCACACAUUAACUUCUCCAGUAAAUUGAAGAAACGUUCCUUGCAAAAGAAUAUUGUUAAAUAUAGUGGCUGCAACUGUGCUAUCCACGUCUUUGCCUAAACUAUUUUUCCCCUCCUAGAUUAUUUUUGCUGAUGAAUGCACAGAAGCGGAAGGUCGCCACUGGCACAUGAAACACUUUUGUUGCCUUGAGUGUGAAACCAUCCUUGGAGGACAGAGAUACAUUAUGAAGGACGGGCGCCCAUUCUGUUGUGGCUGCUUUGAGUCCCUCUAUGCAGAGUAUUGUGAGACUUGUGGGGAACACAUAGGUAAGUGUAUGUUAACACAGGGGGAAAAAUGGGUACACUACAAACUAAGCUAGAAGCUCAAGUUUCUAAUCUGUAGAUGAAGGGGUCUCUGAAAAGGAAUGAUAAAGGUGUUGCCUGUUUGUGGGGGGGGACAGCUGGCAUCUAGGGUUUUGUUUUGGGGGGGGCAGGGCUUAAUCUCCCAAGUUUGUGUCUGUUAAUUUAAAAAAUAAGCAUUUAGUAGACUUUAAUCUCAGAAUGAUGACCUCAAAGUCACCACACUUGAUGAAACGCUUCAAGGGGAAGCUCCAGCAUGUUUGCUGAACUAGUUUGCCGGCAAUUUCAAUUUGAUUUAAUUUGAAGUAUGAGUUUCUUUUAUUACUUCAGCUGUGUUAAAUUAGCAUAGAACAGCUCAUUCUGAAAACUGGUAUACCGCCAAGUGAAAACUUUUCAUCCAUCCACUGUUGUGAAGUGGGUUCUGGUGCCACAAAAAGCUUUGUUGCAACAGAUCUGUUAGUCUUCAGCAGGGUGGCUCCGAUUUUUUCUUUUUUAAUUGACACCAGCAUGCUUCUAGCAGACACGCACAAAAAAUUAAUAAUAUCAACUACUCCUUUUCUUAACCAGGGGUUGACCACGCUCAGAUGACUUAUGAUGGACAACAUUGGCAUGCCACAGAAACAUGCUUUUCUUGCGCUCACUGCAAAGUUUCCUUACUUGGCUGCCCUUUCCUUCCCAAGCAAGGACAGAUUUAUUGCUCCAAGUCAUGCAGUCUGGGAGAGGAUGUUCAUGCUUCGGACUCUUCCGACUCCGCUUUCCAGUCUGCCCGCUCGAGAGACUCCAGGAGAAGCGUUCGCAUGGGGAAAAGCAGCCGCUCAGCAGAUCAGUGCAGGCAGUCUCUCCUCUUGUCCCCAGCUCUGAACUACAAAUUCCCUGGCCUUUCUAGCACUGCCGAUGAUACACUCUCACGGAAACUGGAUGACUUAAGUCUUUCAAGGCAAGGAGUAGGAUUUGUUGAUGAAGAGCUCUGGAAAGGAAGGCGGGAGGAAAUGCCUGAUGAUCCAGAAGAAUGGGCUGAGCAUGAAGACUACAUGACUCAGCUGCUCCUAAAGUUUGGCGACAAAGGCCUUUUUCAGCAGCCAGUGGAAGCAGACGUUCGAUCAAACGAGCAGUGGAUUUGCGAGAGCAUGGUGAAAGGCAGAUCAGAGAUGAAGAAAAACAGUCAGAGCCUAGCGAGCAAGAAAUACCACUCAAAUAUGUACUGGGCACAGUCCCAAGAUGGCCUAGGCGACUCUGCAUAUGGUAGCCACCCAGGCCCUGCCAGCAGCAGGAAAAUCCAAGAGUUGGACAUGGAACAUGCCGCAACUAGAUACAAACAUGACCAAAAGCAAUGGUAUGACGAUUCACUGGAGAGAUUGUCAAACCUGAAACAAGAGCAGUGUGUUCGGGAUUCAAUGGAUUCCCUGGCUUUAUCUAAUAUCACAGGUAAGAGGAUCAAGAGAACGUAAUAUGUGAUUUGCACUUCCAUUUAGAAAGCCCUAAUGAUGCCUUCAUCCCGAUAGAUUUGCUUUUUACUAGUAGGCUGCAAGAGGUAUGCUCUGUGCAAGACUUUCUUUCUUUCUCUUGUGCUCGUCAUAUAGAUACCACCUGUGUCAAGGCAUGGGAAUUUAAGAUCACGGAAGAGGGACUUGACGAGAUAGGAGUCUUUGAUACAGGUUUCUUCUCUCUCCAUUACUAGCCAGCUGAACACUGCAUAUGUUUCCGCUGCUGCUUUCCUCCUCCCUUUUGCCUUAGCUGAGCCUGACAAAGGGGAAACUGGGUAGGGGAGAUAAGGGCCUACGAUUUCUACUAACUAUAGGACAGUGGUGUCCAAACCUUUUCAAUGAGGGCCAGAUUUGAUGAAGUGAAGGGCCGACCAAAGUUGUUAACAUUUUUUUUUAGGAUUGAAGCUGUUGAACUUUGUUAUGAUUUUACUCCAAAGUUGUUGAGCUUUUUUAGGGUUGAAGUUGUUGAUUUUACCCCAGGAAAUAAACUGCCACAGGGGCUGGAUUAAACCAACCGUUCUUGUGUCACUAUCCUUCAUAACCCAUACUUGAGUAACUUAGCGAGAGCUGAAAUGUAUAAACAUUUGCAUCUGAACUGUUGGGAAAUAAUGGUGGUGGAUUCAUUAAACCUACUUCAUUAUAAUGUCUUCCUCUUAGGUGCUUCAGUUGAUGGAGAAGUCAAACCAAGACCUUCCUUGUAUUCCUUACAAACCUACCCAGAGCUGGAAGUAGAGGAUUGUGAGAAAAUGAGCAACAUGGGCACUCUGAACUCCUCAAUGCUUCAUAGGAGUACAGAGUCUUUAAAAAGUUUAAGUUCUGAAUUAUGUCAAGGCAAGACACUGCCAGAGGAAAAGCCAAUGCACGUGCCAGUACUGAGAAGAUCCAAAUCGCAGACUAGACCUCAGCAAGUCAAGUUUUCAGAUGAUGUCAUUGACAAUGGAAGUUAUGAGAAUCUUGAAAUCCGCCAGCCUCCUAUGAGUGAAAGGACUCGUAGGCGUGUUUAUAAGUUUGAAGACCCUGGGAAGAGACACCAGCAUCGCCGCAGGAGGAGUAGGAAGUCUAGGUCCGAUAAUGCGCUUCACUUGGUUGCAGAAAGAAAAUCUCCGCCAAAGGAAAGACUUAAUUUUUAUUCUCCUCAGGAUUAUGACAAGUUUGUUCAGAAUAAAGGUCAUGCCGUUCGAGCAUACACUCCAAACCCAUACAGCCAAUAUACUCAUAUUGCCUCUGACUACACAAUGAAGAACCAGAGGGACCAGUUUCUCGGAUUUUUUGGAGAGGAGGAAGACUCUUGGUGCUCGUCUUCAUCCUCCUCGUCCGAUUCUGAAGAAGAAGGGUACUUCUUAGGACAGCCCAUUCCACAGCCCCGACCAGUCAGAUACCCCUACUAUACAGAUAUCCUUUCCAGCCCGACUGCUGAACUCCCAAGUUCUCAGUUUGGACAGAGGGUAACCAAAUCUAAAAAGAGAAAACCUCCCAAAGGCAAAAACUGUAUAAUUUCUUAAUUUUGAACUGUUUCUUCACUCUUCUUCAAAUGUUAUGUACAUAAAUGGUUAAAACAACUUGUGUAACCUGUAACGGGGCAGUCUCUUGUCCAUGUUCUCUAUAAAGGCCUUGCAAUCAAAUCAGUUGAAUCAGGAGGGAGUAGUAGAAGAAUAAAUUGAAAGAGUUUAUAAUACCGGUCAGAUGUGGUUUUAGAGGGCCUUACCAGCAAGAAUGCCAGUCAGUAUCUUAGGUUUAGAACUUGCCUGCUACUUCUGUUGCCUAGCUAAGACACAGUAUCUCAAUUAUAGUGUGCAACCCUAUUCAUCCUAUAGAUAUUACUGUAGCCCAACCAUUUUGAUGCUAAGCAAGAAUGCUGUUUCUGUACAGGGCAAAAGGCGUAUCAGAUUGACUAUUCUAUUUGCUUUGCAUUGUAUCUGAGUGACCCUCAGGUAAAUUAAUUUAAAUAUAUGAUGUUCCUUGCCCUUAAACAUAUGGUGUAAGCUACAGCCCCUACUUAUGAAGUUAAUUGCAUUAAGUCAGUGAGUCUGCUUAUAUUAAACUUUUGUGAAAAUGAGUCUGAGAAUCCUGUAUAUUUGAAACACUACCCUAAGUUCCAAAUGUAGCAUAUAAGCAAAAAUUAGAGCCAUCUGAUAUUUAUAAUGUAGUAUUUCAUAGCUAAAUCUGUAUUUGUAACUUAACAGUGCAAAUAAUGUACAUAUUGUAAAGUUGAGAUUUAACAGACUAUUUUUAUAUCCCUGAAUUGCAAGACAUUUGUUUAAAAUACCAUUAGUUUUGUUUGAGGGUUUAACAGCAGUUUGAGUCAGGCAGGGGUUUGUUAAAUGUUCAUAAGUUUAAAGUAGUGAAAUGUUUAAUUUUUGACGGAAAAGCUCUGUUUUGCAUGGUAGGAGCUAUGUAAAUACUGUUUAAGCUAUGGUACGUAAUAUUAAAGGAAUUAUUUAUGGGUUAAGACAACUAAGUGUGAAGCAACAUUACAACAAAACACUUCAUUUCGACUGUUUCCAUAUGGCAGGCUUGAAUCUAAUAAUUCGCUUUAAAAUGACUAUCUGACCAUUGUGACUAGGUGAAAUGGCCCGUGUUGUAUAGAAGUAGUUGAAAAUUAAAUCAGCUAUAUGGUAGUGUUAAAAGCUGCUUGAUAGCUGGGCUAUAGAGUCCCACUUUCUGCAGCAGGUUUCCUAGUAGCAACCAAGCCACCAAAAGGCAGUAAAGAUGGCCCCUAUGCUGUCAAAGGAAGACUGUGUGGGUGUGUGAAUGCAGAUGUUCUUCCUACAAAAGGCACUGACAUCUUUCAGCUCAUUAUCUACCGUAGUUUUUUUCGCUCCAUAACACGCAGUUUUUUCCUCCUAGAAAGUAAGGGGAAAUGUCUGUGCGUGUUACGGAGUGAAUGCUUCCCUCCUCCGUGGUUUCCAGCGGGAGAAGAGCCGCUGAAUGGGGAGGAGAGAGGGACAGAGUGCCUGCUUCUUUAAAGGAGCAAAGCGGGAGGGGAGAGGAGCCGCUUACACAAGUCUAAGUGGCUACUGUCCGGUUGGCUCCUUUAAAGCAAGCAGGCUCUCUGUAUCGCUCUCUUCCAGCUUUGCUGGAAAUAGCAGGAAAGAUUUUCAGCUCGCUAAGGGGGGAGGGAGGGAAGGAGGGAGAGAAGCAGAACCUGCUUAAGGGGGGGGGGAGGGAGAGAAGCAGAGCCUGCUCCACACGUGCUCCUUGUCCCUUGAGUGCUUUUCUUUCCCUCCCCACUUAAAACGUGGUUACAAAGCACAGAUCCACAUGGAUCCUCAGGAUUUUUGCAUUGGGCUACCCCAAACUCACUGUCAGAUCACAUGUCUGUGGCCACAGCAUGAACCACAAAAAUUAUACAUCCACUGUUUCGUUUAGAAUAUUUUUUUUCUUGUUGUCCUCCUCUAAAAACUGCAUGCGUGUUAUGGUCAGGUGUGUGUUAUCGAGCCAAAAAUAUGGUAAUACCCAAGGAAAGUCUGUGUCUUAGCAGCAUUUGCAACCUGUUAUUUGCUGUUGAUCCACCACAACCAUGUCAAUAGUUCAUAAGCAUAUACUCAACCUGCCUGUACUGAUUAUGUGGACAACUAUUAUGUUGUCCACUUUGGAGAUAACUCAGGCAGCUUAUGACUUAAUUGAUCCUAAUGUGAUGCCAUCCACACUAAGUGUCACACUGGCAAAUCCUUUGAGGUAGUUUACUUAAUCUCAUAUUGCAGGUGAAAGCUAUGAGCAAGGUAACACAUGUUCACUCUCUCGUAUCGGUGGAGGGGAGAAACACACACAUUAAGCAUCCCUGACACUUUUGGAAAUAGUUGUCCGUAUAAUACCACUUCUAGAGUGAUUAUGCUACCCCACAAAAACACACACACACAAAAUCUGAAAUAUGUUUUUAUGUACACAAAUGAAAACACCGGAAGGGGAACAGCAUACCUUUUCUUCCAUUCUUUUUAGGAUUAAAUAAUUCUUUUAAAAAUGCAAAUUGCCAACUUAUUCAGAAGUAUUUUGUUUAAUUUCAGUUUACAAAAGGCUACUUUUUAGUUUAGUUUUACAACAUAACAAAAAACUACCCUAAACACAUAUGUAAAUUUACUCCACCAUUACUACUGUAUAUACGUAGCUAGCUUUGGUAAUGGGGCAUGUCACUUUGUUAAGCAUGUUCUAAUGUAUACUGCAUACAUGGAAUGUACAUCUGCACUGAAAUUCAGAAAUGACCAUAACAAUACCUCAAACAUGUUUUCGCCUUCUUCAGGAAUUUACUUAACUGUUAAUAAUAAAAUAGAUUACUAC